GUCUCAGGAGCUGUCAGAGAGCGGUUCGGAUGUUUUAAAGUUAAUUACAUUUCAAGAAUCAAGGGUCAGGUUUAAUAAAGAAAUAUAAUAGCACUGUAGAAUUAGGAUAUUUUAGAAUGAAAUGAAUCACCAUCCAGCUAAUUUCAGACUCCUUUAGUAAAUAUAUGGUGCAAAUCGCUCAUCGACCACACGCUAUAAGUUAUUGCCUUAUUUCGAGAGCUAUGUAACCUGGUGGUGACAACUACCGAUUCCCCUGUGCGCGUGCGUGUGUGAUGGUUGUGUAUGUGCGUGUGACUGAGCGACUGUGUGAAGCUCGUGUGUGUGGGAGAAGUGAUCGCUGGUUCUGUGUGUGUGUGUGUGUGUGUGUGUGUGUGUGUGUGUGUGUGUGUGUGUGUGUGUGUGUGUGUGUGUGUGUGGAGAGAUGGACGCGAGGAAGGCGGAUGCAGAUAAGACUCGCUCCCGCUGUCCCCGAGACUAAGGACGCAGUUUGAACGUUUCCUCGUGGACAGAUUCCUGCUUUUUUAACAUGUAACCCGCCAAUAUACUAUGAUCUCCGUCGUGCACGCGGGCACCACCCCUCUGAACGCUGCCGUCUAUCUCUGAGCUGUCAAUCAUAUCACUCCGGGAUUUCUACAUGUGAGUGCAUGGCACGCCGGGCAGGGCGGUUCUCCGCGCGGGGUGAAGAAACGCCGGUUAAUAUGGAUGGAAGGUCACUCAUCAUCUCAUCGUUUCAGUCACUUUGAUUAGGUAAAGCGGUGGAAGGCGUGAGGAUGCACGUUUGAUGCACGAGAUGUGUAGCCUAAUGCAAUGGGAACACGGCGCGUGUCUACGGUUGCAUAUAGGCAGUGCGUUGCUACGGGGCGUAAAAUAGGCCCUCUUAUCUGUCACCGUGAGUCGCUUUAUUUUGCUUUUUGACAUACAUAUAUAUUUCUGUUUUUCAACCCCGACAGCGACACUGUCCUAUAGCCUGACCGUAGUGCAGGGAAGAUGAUGUGCGAGGUAAUGCCGACCAUCAGCGAAGGAGAUUCGGCCGGACCUCCCAGAGGAGGUACCACCGGAGUCCCGAACGGCUCGGACCAGGAGGCCAACUUCGAGCAGCUGAUGGUCAACAUGCUGGACGAGAGGGACAAGCUGCUGGAGUCCCUCAGGGAGACUCAGGAGACACUUAUUCAGUCUCAGACCAAGCUGCAGGGGGCGCUGCACGAGAGGGACGUGCUCCAGCGGCAGAUCAACGCCGCGCUGCCUCAGGUGAGGAGACAGUGGUGGAGGAGGAGGGGAAGGAGGAGGAGGAGGAGGAGGAGGAGGAGAAGUGGGCCUGUGGAGGGGAAGGGUCGGGCUGUGGUUGUGGUGUGGGAUGAGAUAGAUGAGGUUGCUACUGUUGUGUGCAUUAUUUGUGGUAAGGUACAUCAUGUUACAGUGAGACACCUUUGAUCUUGAAACCUACAAAGGCUGAAUUUCCAUCAAGACAAGAUGGUCAACUCAAGGACCCUCAUGUUUUUAGCUUUGGUCCAAGAACUGGUUUGUUCUGAUGCAUAGAUUUGGCCAUACUGUCUGCAUCCUGAGACCUCAUUUAUUUCAGCAUUAUGCUUUUGUGUUGCAUAUUCAGGACAUUAUGUCUUUACCAUUAAUCACCUUAUGCAAAUACGGGUAAAGGUAAUGUCCUUGCAUUUCAAACACACAUAUUGAAGCAGCUGUGAGGAGAAGCGGGGCCAGUAGGUUCUGGACCAUCUGACUUAUAUUAAGCUCCAGAAUCAUAAUGUAGGUAAUCUCCUGUUCUAGAUAGAGUCUGAAGCAAUUACAACGCCAAUUUUAAUUGAUUUUAUCCAGUAUAACAUUGUCAGUGUGCCCAAGCAGGGCAACAAAUCUUGAGUCAUUUAGUCAGAUCUACAUCUGACUUAAAGGGUGUGGCAAAAAAAAAAAAGUCUAUCAGGCCCCCUCUAGUAUCCAUGGCUAUUUAAACUUUUAACUGUGGAAUAGGGGCCAAUACUCAGCCCCUAUUUUCUUCCAAGUCCGGCACUCCUGCUCAGAAAAGCCGAUGGCUCAUAGCUUAUGUCAUUUACAGCAGCAGUAUGUCUUUUGUAAGCUAAGAUUUCUGUAGUGUUCACCUUCUGUGGGAACCCCUAUAAUGCUCCUACAUGUGCUGGAAUCUCACCCUGAGAGUAACUGUGAUGAUGAUGAUGGGGAUACACACACACAUACUACUUCAAACGCUUGUAAUUGGCAGUGUGCCGAAAGGGAGGAUCCAAAUGUCUCAUAGGCAGAAAGGUUGAUAGUAGUUGGUGGAAAGGUAGGGAGGAGGAGUAGAGGGAGGAUGGAGUGUUUUUACUCUCCAGACCAGGGGAAUGUUUUGGUCUGAGAAAGAUGUCUCCUGUUGUUUAGAAUGGAGGGUAGUGCCUGCUAUUAUCUGGACCAAAACAGCCUCACUUCUUUCGGUACCUGUCAAUAACAAUGUGACUGAGGGGAGGUGAUGGUUGACGAGCAUAAAGUUGAAGUUUUUGCGGAUUCAUGAGUAAAAGUGGGAACAUUUUCAAGAAAGAUAGCUGAAUAAUGUCUGUUGAAGUCAUCAGGCAUGAUGACAGUUAAGCCUCAGCAAAUAGCGCAGUGUUACCUAUGACCCUGUGGUCUAAAUGCGUGGCAUGAUGUCACAGCGCCAUGUGAGUGUGUGUGUGAAAGAGAGAGAGAGAGAGGGAGAGAAACAUGCUGACGAUGACAGCCUCACUGCAGCCUCUUGUGAAAGAAACAUGGCCGCUUGCUAGUAUACAUGGCCCUGGGCUGCUUGCUUCCACACAUGCACACAUGUGUCUCAAUGUGUGUGUGUGUGUCUGAGUCAGAUGGAGAGAGAGAGGAGGGAGUGGGAAGAGACUGUCAUGCUCGUUUUCUAAUCCUGCUUGGUUCAGCGUAAUGUUUUAUUCGAGCAAUAAUACAAGUAUUAGUUAUACAGUCGUAGACCUCGGGGACAUUAUGCAGACAUUAUGACUGGCGCACACAUGCAUAAGCUGUCUCCUGCCCUCUUUUUCUUACUGUGGCUCAAAACAUUACACACACUCAAGGCACACAUGCACAUCAGUGGUCAUCUCCAAACCAGAAACCCAGCAGUGAUGAUGCAAUGGUCAGUACAGUGGUGAAGCAAUAUAAAGAAAUUAGAAUAUUUCACCUUUUUUUCCUCUGAAAGGAUGAACAAGGAUAGUCUGAUAUGAUUGCAGACGAAUUGCAAAGUGCAGGUUGUAAUAAUGAGGGGGAAGUGUGGUAAAAACAACAUACUGUCUCUGAUAUCUCAAGUUUUGGCGUUAUGAAUACAUUAGAGGGAUGUUGUAGCAGUUGGCAGUGCUGCUGACCCCAUUAUUCUAUAUGUGUCAGUGGUAAUUAUGACUGCUGCUGAUGUGUUAAAGCUGUUGAUUGCGAUGAAAUAUCACCCAGUAUCUUUUAUUUCUUCUGCUUUCAGUCAGGAGUGUCUACAUAUGUGUUGUAGGCAAGUAGAGAUUGUGUUGUUCCUCUGUGCAAGUGCCCUGCUCCUGAGGUGUAGACUAAUAUAUUUGUGUCGGCGCAGCAGCCCAGACAUUUUCCCCAAAUCCAACUGCUCUUUUCUUUCUCUUUCUGUUUGCCUUACCAACAUUUCUCAUCUGCACCUAUUAGGUGUGCAUGUGUCUGUGAUUGUGUGUGUUUGUGUUGUCAUGUGUCUUCUGUAGGUUCCCUGACUCUUUGGGACUGGUCUGACCCAGAACUGUCAGAUCUCUGUCGCUCCUCCAGAUACACACUCGCUAAUACACGCACACAAAUAUGUGCAAACACACUGUGAGAGGUUCAGAACUCAUUGCUCUCCAGUGUUGUCAUUGUUAAAAAUACAUAAACUCAUAUCACCUUGGCAUCACUGUUCACAUUUAUGUUUGUCUCUGUAGCAUCAUUAAAUGGGACGAUGCUGCCUUUUAAGCACAUACACACACACACAGAUAUACUCACAGACACACACACAGAUAUACACACAUAAAGACGAGGAUGGAUAUGUUCAUUAGCUACAGAGAAUAGGGUUUCAGAUUAACAUGUCAACCCAUUACAGUGCAAAAUGCCUCUAAUACAGCCCUCCGAGAUGGGUUUGCCCAAAGACAAAUUAGGUUUUAAUCACACACACAGAGCCAAACGCAAAUGCUUCUACACACACACACACACACACACACACACACACACACACACACACACACACACACACACACACACACAAAAAUGCUUGUUCCACUUCAGCUGUCCAGAUACUGUCAUAGAGAGUGUGCUGUAAGAGCGAGACACACAGAGAGAGAGAGAGAGUGCACACAGUAGAUGAAGAUUGUGUGUCAAGUAAGCAGGUCACUGCUUCUCCUAUCUAUGCAGCAUAUUUCUAUCACUAUGGUAUUUUGCCAGUAGGUGCUGCACAGUGACUUUGAAAAGUUUUGAGGGUUACUCCAUUAAUACAGGAUUGUUUUUUUUUAUCAGGAACUCAUCAGAAACAGAGAAAAAUGAUGUCAAAGUUCAUUCCCCUGGGAGAUAGGGUUUAUGUUGUUUCGUAGAGUGUUUUGUGCAAUGAUUAACACUAAUAUCAGGUCUGUUUGUUCUGUACACAGUCCAAUCAUGGAGGUGGUUAGUGCAUCUUCAUAAAACUUGAGUGAGUCAGGAGACACAUUACUGGGCUAUUUGUUAUGACUUUUAGGUCAUAUACAAACAUAACUAUGACAACAACAUUGUGCAGAUUAAGAAAAAGUCCCAUGAAGCCAAUGAUGACUCUUUUUUUCUUUUUUUUUUUGUUGGUUGUAGGAAUAACAGUUGAGUCCUUAUGGUUGUUUGGAGUAUGUGAUAUCCUUUGGUCUUGACAAAAUGCAUGUUGGUGUGAUCAAAUUAAACAUUUUGUUAGAAACGAAGCCAAAGACAAACUGAAAGGUGUGUUUUUUCACCAAAACAAGAGCCAGGUUAACUGUUGCCCGUGCUUUUGGUAUGGCUUGCCACAUUCUCGAAGAAUAGGCCUGUGUCCCAAAAUGUUCCAGUGAGGGCAAGCCUACUGUGUUUAGACAAGCAGACUUGGACGACUAUGCAAAAAUGAAACUUUAGACUCUGGAAUUAAGAUCUAACUUAUGUCAGGUUUAUAGCUGGAACUAAAUUGGCAACCAUUGGAGGCUAUAGUAAGCUAACCUGGAGAGGAGGUAGUUUGGGGAAGUGGUCAGAGAAAAUGACUGGGUCAAAUAAUCAAACCUUAAAGCUCCUCUAAGGUUUUUUUUUAUAAGGGUUAUGAAAAGCACUUAUGAAAUCUGAUUCUUCUUAAUAAGCAAGCAGGGACAACAGUGACAAAGCUGAUUAUUUCUUUACUGUUAUUUUGUUUAUUAGGGCCACGGGGCAAAAGCACCAAGGCACUAAUGUUAUACUGUGGAUAUUUUUCUUAUUCCUCUUCUGGACAAAUUUCGAUUCCCUACUAGUCUUACAGCUUUAAAAGUGUAUGACAAAUUAUAUAUCAAAAUGUGCAGUUUGAUUGGGAUCAGUGUGCUGUUACUUUUCUCUAUUGUAUAUUAAUUUUUCGCAACAUAAGUCUAAAAAAAUGUAGAAAAAUUUUACAUUUAAGUCAACAGAACAAGGGGGGAAAAAGAGCAAUUAUGGAGGUUUUUAAACCUCUUCUGCUCAGGCUUCCUCUUUUUUUUUUUUUUUUCUAUAAAUCAAUCCUUGAAAAAGGAACGUCUACUAUAGGUGUGCUCCUUGUAUAUAAUAUCAUAAUGCUACUUGUAUUAACCAUGUAAAAUCUCCAUUUAAGAAUCUCAUCAAAGAUACACACCCUGCAGUAGCCCAAUAAGAGCCUUUUAAAAAAUUCUCAGAGGGAAUUCUCUAGUUAUAUUGUUCAACUGCUGCUAUAGGUUAUUACAGACUACAUGGUAAACAGCAUGUUGCAAAAACUGUAUUUUUUAACAUUUAACAAAGAAUCUUGAAGACUGAAACAUUUCACUGUUUGAGAUGUUUUUUUUAGAAAAACUACAGUUUACACAUGUUCAAGGCACAUUGGUGAGAAGGACUACUUUUUGUAAACAGAUUACUGUUGGUACCAGACAACAUGGACCGCAGAAAUUUAUGAGGACCCACGCAGUAUAACAAGCCUUAAGUUUGCGGUAAAAUUACACUCCAGACAAACCAGAAAUAAAGUUGGUGUGAGAGCUGAAUUGAAUUAGAUGUUUGAAGUGUAAAGGCAGGUGGUAAAGUGCUAGAGUGUUAAAGUGCUUCAGUGCUGGUGUAUUGCACAUGAUGGUAGGGGUGCUGGUGUAAAUUGCACCUUUGCUCCAGGCCCCAUUGAUUGAAAUUGCUAGUGUGAUUUCACAUUGCCCUAUUGUACAAAAAUUUGCAUAAACAGACAUGUUUAUGUAUGCACUUUUGCACAGUGAGAGCAUGAAAGUAUUCAUCCAUGUUAUAUUGCACUAAAGCUGCAUACACUGAUAGAUGCGCACCUGUUGAUCAAAUGGUUGUACACUGUCACUGAGAGUCAGUGCAUGACUCUCAUAAGUUGCAUGUGGAAUAACAGCUGCUUUUAAGGCAUCACUUAAAUCCCACAUUAGUUUAAUGAAUAAAGGUCAUUUAACUUUAACAAGGCUGGCACACUUAACCUAACUACACCAUUAGUGGUUCAUCCUAGAAAAUAGUGUAAAAAACAAAAAAUCACAUAUGUUGUCACAUGGGUUUAGAGGACUUGUUAAAAACUGUUUCCACAAAGUGUUAUCAAGUCUUUUGUGUCCCCGAAGAAAGCUCUUAUGAUAUGGAGAAAAUUAUAAAAGUAAAAUCCUAUCAUUGUGUUUAUCUCAGCUCAUGUGUGAGAAAUCAAAGUCUUGGGAGGAAACUCAUAUUAAGGCACUUGGACACGCAGAGAGGUUUUUCAGUGUGGAAGUUGUAUUAUAAAGCAUCUUUGAUGUUUGUAAAAUGUAAAUUUCCUAGGGUCUGUGGCCUUUACAUACAGAUUCAAAGAUGUCUGUGUUAACUCAUGGUUUACUGUGUUUGCUCUCUGGAUUCAUGUAAGGGUGUUUGGCAUAAACAAAGCACUAAGUCAUUCCAGCACGCAGCUCUCUGCUUGAACAACUAAAUAUUUGUUAUCUAAUUUCCCCUGUAUGUUAACACUAUAUCUUUCCCCUCUGAAUCUCCAUCUGUGUGAGACGGGUUUGUACCUUCACUCUGGGAUGUGAUCUCCAUGCUGUGUUUGGUGGUGUGUGUUGUGAUGUUUGGACACCUGUUCCAGUCAGACACAACACUGGCUAUUUUUGCCAGUGUACAAAUACACACAGAGAGAAAGGCACUCUCACACACUGUACACACUCUCCUGUCCUCCCAAAACAACAACUGCCACUUAUUAUGAAUUCUUACCCCUCCUUCUACUCUAAAAACAAAGACACACAGACAAGGACACACACAUGCACACAAGUUUUUGUGUGCUGUGUUCUUACUUUGACCCACCAUAUCCCCCUGACCUGUUGUGUGCCUUUUAGAGCAGUUACUGUUGCUUACCUUUGUGUCAGACAAAAGGACACAGAUUCAUACACACGCUUUUACUUCACCUCCAUGAAAAGUGUUAUGCAUACCUCUGUUUUCACUUAAGACCUCUCUGUCCAUCUUUGUUUGCCCUGGUUGGUCUAACUUCUCAAAAAGUGGAUGUAAGAUUAGUUUGUUUGCUGGCAUCUUUACUUGUUUGGCUCUUAAAUCCUCUUUGUCCUUCCUCUAAAAUAUUUUGCUCUCUUCCCCUCCGACAACCUUCACACUCUCUAUUUAUCUAACUCAUCAAUAUCCCAGAAGUCCAUUAUCUCAGACAGUUCUUUUUCCCUCCGUCUCCUGCAGCUGACCUCAGCCCAAAGCGCAAGGCACUCUUGCUCCGGAGGGAAAGUGACAAAAUUGCUCUCUGAUUAAAGCUCAGCAGAGCAGCAUCCAAAACAGUCAGAUACUGGUCAUUUUCUUCACUUGAACAAAUAAAACUUUAGUUGGGUUAAAUAUAAAUAAGAUAUAAAAUACAUCAUAACUGGUUUCUGUCACACACUUGAGUAAGACACUGGGGGUUUGGGUUUGACCACAUUUCAUUAUGUGGUUAUGUUAGUCACACUGUUACUGAUGUAAAGUAAUCAAAUUUUACUGACUUUUACUCUUACUCAAGUCCAUGUCCAUGCUAUGUAUUAUUAAAGAAGAAAAAGAAGAACUUUAUUGAUCCCGGAAGGAAAAUUCAAUUCAACAACAGUUAGUUGUUCUGGUCAAUUUCAUAUGAGAACAGAGUGUUUAAAACAUUUUGACUGAUCAAACAGGUGAGGGGAUUUUUGUGUCCUAGUAAAAACAUGAGAUGAAAAGUACUGGCAUGUAGCUAUAAUAAUGUACACAACAGACUGAUUCAAAAUUGAACAUUUCUGUAUUUAUUACGACUUGAUUUUGACAGACAGCUAAGUUAUGCAACACAAAAUCAAAUGUGGGCGGGACUUAUAAAAAUAUGACAGUUUCAAAACUAUGCAACUCUAAAGGGUCCUGGUGUCUGACAGGCUGUUUUAUCUGCAUGUGAAUGAGCGUCUUUCCAGAAUACCAUCAACCAUAUGGCAACAAUGUCGAUAUACGGUCCAGCUAGUCAGUGUGUAUAUGAUGUCUGUGUUUAGGCAACAUUAAGAGCAGCUUUAAAAUGGCAGGAGUAGAGGUGGAGCUCAGAGUGUGUCACACCCAUAGAUUGUUUAUACUAUGGACAACUUGGUUCUGCUUUCACCAGUAUACGGAUUUGAAGCCAAAAGUCGUUGAAGCCGUUUUUGCUUCGCUUCCUGAAACCAACAUUGCACAGUAGUGUUGUACGCACUCCACCACUUGUGCAGUAGCAUUGUACGCAUGCGGUGGGAGAGUCGCUGGGAUGACGCUGAUGAUGCUCAAACAGCAUAUCCCGCUGGUGAGCUAUGCAAUCUUUGUACACCCAUAGGCUGUAUCAAGUGUCAAUCAUAGAAAACAUUAACCCCCUAAUAACUUUUAAAAAUGGAGCUGCACAGAAAAAAGAGGACUUGAGCACAAACCAGUCUUACAGUAACUACAUGUCAACUUUGCAAGGAGGGGGGAGAAAAAAAUGUAUAUUCUGAGUAAUUAAUUUCUAAAGUUUGUCCACAGCUCCAUAAGGAUGGCUGGAGGAGGCGGGAUUUAUGACCUAUACUGCAGCCCGUCACCAGGGUGUGCUGUUCUCAAUUUGGCUUCAUCCAACGGGGAGGCAGAUGGCGUCCAUUCUAUAUACAGACUAUGGUCACACCCUGUCAGCUUGCCAAUGAAACCUGAACAGUAAUUCGACUCGUUGGAAAAUUAACUGAAUAAUUACUUCAUGAUUCUUUUUUUUUAAUAUAUAUAAACUCUUCGUCUAUUCACCUCUAGUAAAGCCUAAAAACUGAUCGCAGCAGAUAUCAUGGACAAACACAUCCAUCUUAUGCCGUCGCUGUUUGGCCUCACAGAAAUCCAACCAGUAUCCAAUAAAUGGUUGUGUGACAUUAACAACAACACUGUAGUGGUGAGUUUAAUGUUUCUCAAAACCAGUGAUCAAUUUUCACCGAAAUUUGUAUAUUUCUUAAUUCUUCUGUUAUCAGAAGGUCUCUACUGCUCUUAAUAGAAAAACAAAAACAGCCCAAAGAUGUGUACCUGGGUUUUCAAUAUAUUAUCCUCAGCCUAAUGAAAUCAAAUACAUGUUUCAUAUAUGCAAUCUCCUCGGUACACCAAUAAAUAUCUCUAUGAACUUCACACUCCCAGUUCGAUUAUAGGGUAAUGGUUUUUAGGCCAAUAAAGAGAACGUUCUUUCGCACCACUUGAACCAAAGCCAGCAGAAGUGAGCCCAGCAGGCUUAGUACUCAGCCACCUUAGUGACUGCAGCAGAGGUGUGCUUAGCUUACAGGUACAGUGUGAGAGGGAAUGCUUGUCAGAGCUAAUAGACCUUACACUGAGCAAAGAGGAAGAGCUUUAGGGUCCCCCUGCAUCGUGUUUGGAGAUGGCCUCAGAUUAUCAGGACACACACACACACACACACACACACACACACACACACACACACACACACACACACACACACACACACACAUUCAGUAAAGCCCUCUUACUCACAUCUUCACUCAUCUGCAAACAAUAACACACACACACACACACACACACACUGCCUGGCCUGUGUUUUCCUAAAUGUCAGCAUGCACUCUCUACAUGUAGCACUGUGUGUUUGCAUGUGUGUGAGCUAAUAUGCCAAAGGCUAGUGUUGCUUAUGCAUGCAUGGCUGAAGCAGCUUUGUGUACCAUGAUUGGAGAAUAUUGAGGAGGGUGGGCCAACUCAGUCAGCAAUUUUCUACAUCCUAUUGGUCGGUUGUUUAAGUCCAAAUCUUGUGCCCUGUGUUAUGUAAGAAGCAAAUACAGGAAUUUGGGUUGAUGUGGAAGAAAAUGGAGCAUGAAGUGAGCAGCUGAAUGUCACCAAGGCUCCCUGUAAGACAAGAAAGAGAGAGGGUGAUUUUAGUAGAAAGAGAGAGGCAACAAUGUCACUGAUAUAACAGAUGUUGUUCAAAGGGUGUCUCAUCUUUUGCUGUUUUUUUUUAUUUAAAUACUGAGGCAUUUUUAACCUGCAUUACAAAUGUGGAGUAGGACAGAGUUGAGGAUGUAAUGAUGGUCUCUGUGGCACAUAAUUUCAGUGUUUAUACCCAAGCAUAGCAAUUUUGAAGAAAAAUCUGGAGUGUCACCGAAUUGUUUUAUUUCAUCAUUUUGCCCAUAACCUCUUUGGUUAAUGUGAGUUUAGUACCACCAUGCAGAAGGAGUUGACAUGUAAAAUAUGAGCACAAAUAACACAUAUAUCACAACUAUUCGAUAUUGUUGGUAGGGGUGUGUCAUUUUAGGAACUCCAAAAUAUGAUUCGAUUUAGGGUGCUAGGAUUCAGUUAUUAAACAAUUAAUACGAUUAUCAUGAUGAUCAUGACUUUUUAGCUCUUUUUGUUCCAGCCAACUUCUGUGUGUUUCUGCAAUGUGGCUAUCAUGGGAAAUUAUCGAUUUCUGAACAUUUGUUAAUCAUAAUCAAUCGUCACGUGUUCCAUCCUGAUUCAUCCAAAAAUCAAUGCAUUGGCCCACCUCUAAUGGUUUAAGUUAACUUGUAAAAAUCAGUUCCCAGUAGCUCUGCUGCCGUUGCCUGAGUUUCAGGACAGGAUCUUGCUCCAUGUUUUCCCAUGAGAUGUGGUUGGAGUCCAGUAGUUUAUCAGACUGUUGUCUGCUUUUCACCCUGUAAAUGUCUGACCACUGUCUUGGUCAUUACAUUCACAUACUCUCAAGGCCAGAGAGCUAACAUUUUUAUCAAUUGAGGAUGCUAAUAUAAAUCAAUAUUAAUGCCACAGUGUCAACAGGCAGAGGUGAACAAUGCCUUACUGUGUUUUUGCAGAUUGAUUUGAUAAGUUUUUGUGUGAUCAGAUUGUCUGUGGUGUUGCUUCUGCUGUGGAGAAUGAAUCACUUUCGGUUUGGGGUUUUGGCCAAGUGGAGUCAAGUAUUUAAAACAACGAGAUCAUGAAAGAAUGACGAUUCCCUCUGAAAUCAUUCAGGAGAUUAAAGGCUGUGUCCCCUUCUGAACCCUGUUUUCCUGUCCAUCCAUCCAUGCACUGAUCUCUCGGAUCAUAGGGGCUUUGGUUGGUGCCCCAUGCAGGAACAUUUUUAUAUCUAUCAUAACAGGCUCAGAAAAAGAUAGGUGCCCAGCAAAUAUUAAGAAAGCGAUCAAUCCUUGAAAGAAGUGAGCCAUAGCUGUUAAACUAAAAUCCCAAGAUAAACCCUGAAGUCUUUGCUAAUCCUGCUUCAUAGCAAAGACCUCUUAACAGAUCAUCUAAAGAAUCCAUUUGUUGAAAAAACUGAUAAAAUACAACUGAAAUGUUGUUUGCGUGCCACAGUUGUGUAUCUCUACAACUACGGCAAGUGCUGCGGUUCAGAUUAAACCAUGCAGUGAUUGUGAGCCUGCUCACCUUCAUACACAUUUGCUCUCAGCCUUGACUGAGUUUAGCUCUUUAUUCGGCUAGUGCAGGUUUAUCACCUUGACCAUGAAAGUUGCGUAUUGGUUUUGGUUUAUACUUCAAACUAACAUUUCUGUCUAAUUCUCUGUUUUUAAGAGCUACAGCAAUUAGAUUAUGUUUGAUCUGUGAUUAGUCAGGAGUGAGAGAGACAAACUCAAAUGACCCCAGAGGAAGUGUGAGUGUGUGUCUGCUUAACAUUUCCACCUCCUGGCUGGCUGACAUCACACCUCUUUUUUUUUUCUCUCCCUCUCUGACUGUUCCUCUCCUCCCUUCCUGCGACAUCAUGACAGCUUUACACCAUCUACCAGUUUUUUUUCUCUACUCCCUAUUAGUCUACAGUCUUGUUUCAAAAACACCUAAGAAGCUCAGACCAGGUUGGUCUAGCCUUUGGCAAGUCCUGGUGCACAGCUUUUGGGCCCCUGAGCACUAAUAGAUAAUUAGUGUCCAAACCUAGCUCCCCCACACUGCUCUCCUGCAGCACGUCUUCAGUGCUACAUGUCUCAGUAGCAUCCAUCCUUCGCUCGCUCCAUCCCUCUGCCAGUGCCAUCUGGCUCCCAGCGCCAGCCACAUUUAGCUCAGCCGGGCGCCAAUUUGUCCCCCUGGCUGCUUGAGUGAGGCAAAGAGAGUCAGGAAAGAGGAAGAGUGGCAAAGAGAGACAGGUAUGUAAAGUUAGAUCCAGCAGACACAGACUGGAAGAGAUUAAGUCAGGGAAAGAAACAGAAGCAAGUGUACCUGUCGGCCCCCAGCAGCGUGUGACACACUCCGGUAAUGGGCAAAACAAACCGUCACCGUUAGCAUGUGUGUGUUAGUCUACUCUCUUUGGUAAUAAGAGCAGUGUGAUUGGAGUCAUAGGACCACCAGAGGGGAAGGAGAGAGUGAUGAUGGGGGGGAGGCAGGGAAGGGCAGAAUGAGAAAAGGAGGCACAAAAGGACGUGAGAUGAAGUUUUCCAGCCAGCAGGUAAGCCCACAGCGACCCUGCCAUGUUUAACAACGACACUAUUGGAACUCUGUCAGUUUGCUUUCCCUCCUGCAACUACGCCUGAAUACAAAACAAGGUACUGGUUGGCGGGAAGGGGUUUAAAAGUCAGAUGGGUUUUGGGUAGAGGGGACAGAGUUGAUAUUGUUGGAGGGUGUUACUGCAGCCACAUGAUUCUAACUUUCAGUUGGUCAUAAUAAUGGCAGGCUUUCAUUUUUUUUCUGUCCUGAGGCCCGAAGUGAGGAGCUAAAAUACAACAAUGUUGCACAAUUGUACUUCAAGUGGGCUAGCAUGCACCUGAAUAUUAAUACUACUCUUUUGGUUUGGCACAUAGACUGUCUACAGAAUGGCAGAGUCUGCCUCCUCACUGGGUGAAGCCACUCCGAGAACAGCACCCUCUGGUGACGGGCUGCAGUAUAGGUCAUAAAUCCUGUCUCUGCCAGCAAAGCUUAUGGAGCUGUGGACAAACUUUAGAAAACUAUUACACAGAAUAUAAACUUUUCUCCCCCCUGCUCGCGAUGUUGACAUGUAGUUACUGUAAGACUGGUUUGUGCUCAAGUCCUCUUUUUUUCUGUGCAGCACCAUUUUUAAAAGUUAUUAGGGGGUUCAUGUUUUCUAUGAUCGACACUUGAUACAGCCUAUGAGCGUAUAAAGAUUGCGUAGCUCACCCCAGGGUAUGCUGUUUGAGCCGAGCGUCAUCACAGCAACUCUCGGCGACUCUCCCAUCGAAUGCGUACAACGCUACUGCGCAAGUGGUGGAGCGCGUACAACGCUACUGCACAAUGUUGGUUUCAGGAAGUGGAGAAAAAAAAAACAAAAAAAAUGACCGAGAGCUUUUCGGCUUCAAAUCCGUAUACCAGCGGAAGGCGGACCCAAGUUGUCCAUAGUAUAUACAGUCUAUGGUUUGACGUUAUGACGAGUGAGGAGGAGAAAUCUAUAUUAGCCAGAAAGUGGUCAUCUAACAUCUGAUUGUAUAUUAUUGUGAUUAGCAAAGAUACUGCCAACACCGCCCUAAAUUUUCAUCAUGUUUUUAUGCUUAUAAAACUCACACAUCAUCACACUUUUUACCCUCCCAGCAUUAGACUAAAAACAGAGGAAAAAUGGCUGCUGUCUAAAUGAGGUACAUGCCAUAGACUCUAAAAAAUAAAACAACAGAAAGCUCUGAGAAGAAAGCCAAAGACAAUACUUUCACACAACCCUUUUUGCCAAAAGCAUUUCCAGACACCCACACACACAGUGGUAGGGGCAGCAAUCUCUAGACCCCAGUUUUUCUGAGAGAAACUUAAGCAGCAGCAGCAGCAGCAGCAGCAUGGGCAGCAGCAUCAGAAGCUUAGUCCCCGGCUGGACCCUUAAAAGGAUUUACAGAACUUCAAAAUGCUUCAUCUGCUCCAUGAAAUACAGCUUGUCAGUGUCUCACAACAUAGCACACACCCCCUGCUGCUGACUGUCAAUAACACCAGCACACACACACACACACACACACACACACACACACACACACACACACACACAGAUUUGAGACAGUGUGGCGGUGCAAGUGAAAUGCAGGAUUUGAGAGAAGGACACAGUUGUAGGACAAGUAUUGUUGUAUAUAGAAAAUGACUCUUGCAAAGCACACAUUUCUCAUUGUGCAUAUGCAUACAAUGUAAGUGGGAAUAUAUCACACCAUUAUGUUUUAUUCUUAUAUUCAGUGUAUUCUGUGGAGCAGUGUCUGUAUUUGUGAGUGCCAUUUCUCCGAUUAUGAAAAAAUUUUAAUAUUAUUGAUAUUCUUCUGGCAGUUAUAAUAAGCUGUCAUUAAGCAGUAAAAAGUGUAAUGGAUAAGGAGUAUUUAUGGCUAACAGAUUGAUUAACAGUAUGAGUCAAGUUACCCCCCAACCACUACUGCAGCAUCAGCAUGAAUUUCAAACCACAUCUCUGCUCCUCUUAUAACAGUAACUCCCAUAAUUACUCUCAUUUCAGCCGAGUUUCCUUCUGAUAACAGCAUGAGCAAAUAUCUAAUUUUUUUAUCUGCUUAAAUGGUCCACUAGCUUGACGGCGUGACUGUUUGAAACCACGUUCUGACCUAAUACUGACACAUUACGUACUGUAUACCGCCUUCCAAAAUGACAGUCCGUGCUGUUAACAACAGACUAAUGCAUACAGUCCAAGUAAGCAUGCCAGUCAGGCCUACAUAGAAUUCAACAUUAAUAUACAAAUGUUUAUACUUAUAAUGCUAGAUAGUUUUUUUUAUGUUUUAACUACAUAUCAAAUGUAUUUUAUGCCUUUUUAUGUUGCUGGUUGCAGGCUGAUGAGCUCUGCUAUUGUCUAGUUUGAAGAGCAGCAAUGCAUUUUGGGGGUUUGAGUAAUGACUAGCGAGUUCCAUCUCGUACUUGGAAAAUCCUAGUCAAUCUAAUAUACAUUUCUCACAUACACAAAACUGCUUAUGAAUUUUGAAUGUACUACACACUCAUUUUGAUACCACACUUGCAUUGUUGUUGCGCAGAGUUCACAACUGUCUGCUGCCAGUGUAAAUAUUAUCAAAGAAGUGAAACCCAAGGAAAAGAGUUAUUUUGUCGCUGUGAGACCAAAAUGGGUAGCUGAACUGCUCUGUAGAGCUAAGGAGAGCUGCAGAAUCUUGAUAAUGAUCUCAUGGUCCAUCACUUCAAAUGGGCUGUCUUUAUUGAGAGGACAACUAAAUAGAAAAUAUGAGGGGUGGAGAGGAGUGGUGAUAUGCAGCAAAGGGUUGUGGCCGAGAGUAAAAACAGCAUUUAUACAUUCUAGACUAUAGCCACAGAAGAUUUGCACAUGCCUAAACAGCUGGGUUUAGCUUCAGUAGAGAUGUGCAUAGUUAGUUGUCUAAACAAAUUAAUGUCACCACUUUUUCCUUUUGGCAUCAGAAUUAAAACAGAUUUUUAAUUUUUUUUUCAUUAUUGGCCUGAAGUGCCAGCUGAACUGUGUAUCUUAGCUGUAACGCAGCCUGUAAAUCUGGCUAACGGCUUCUGUAAUAGGGCUAUAAUGCUCUACUACCUGGUUGUCUAUAGUUGUCUAUAUGGCUACCCAAGCGGAGCUGUACAUAACCAAGCAGCACAGGCGUGUGGACCUCGAGAACCUAAGUCUGGUGUUUCAUGCUCCUCUUGGAAUUGGACAUUAUUUUACCUAAAGACUGUGUAACCCUGUGUUUAAACUCUGUUUACCUCUGACUGUUUUCCGAUUAUUUUCACAACUUCAAACUAAAUGACCACACUUUACCUCUGCUAUAAUGAUGUUGAUGUUAAAUAACUCUUAUAGUCCCACUUCGAUCGUUUAUUUUAUUUAUUUAUUUUUAUUUUACUACUUAAAGUGUUAUCAGUGGUCUUUAAAUUGUGGUUAAGAAGUUUUAGCCAAAAUCACGUUACCUGUGUCAUUUUCGAGGGCUUCUCUUCUGCAGAGCUCCAGUAGCUCAUUAGCAAUUCACCUCUGAGUCGUGGGCGGAGACAGCGCUGCUCUGCACACCUGUCUUCACGUUAGCUAGCAGCCUAGCAUUGCCCAUGUCGCAGAAGUGGCAGGUGACAUAGGAGUUUUUCAGCUCUCAGACACUAAUGUCUGUAGGGACACGAUGAAAGUUAAUAUAGUUAAUAUCAUAAUUAGCUUUCUUACGAGCAUUGCAAUCUGCGAACGCACACGCUUGUUCCGCGAUCAUCCUCUGUAUUUCUCCUCUAUAUGCAGAGUGUGGGCUGCAUAGCGGGGCUCCGGAGGUGGAGCUUGGAUUGAUUAUGUAUGAAAUCUCACUGUUUCUGAACCUGCAGUUUGGGUCUGCCAGAGAUUCACAGCAAUUUGAAUGAAGAAAUAAACAGAAAAGCAAUUUCGCAUUUAGUUUUCUCAUGAUAUGUCCUGUAGCAUCAGAAAAAUGCCAUAUGAACAUAUAAACAAACAAGAAAAACAUGAUUGUCAUCGGAGUGGGUCUUUAAAAGGUAGAUCUGCCAUAAUAAUAAUAACCAAUCAUAACCACAGAAUGAGUAUUCCCACAUAUUGUGCUCAAUUAGUUCCUCCUGUAAACAGAAAAGUGUGUGGAUUUCUUGGAAAAGAAAUGGUUGGAGUGAUAAAUCUCCCUGGCCCAGUCAGCACUUCCUGGUAUUAUAAGUGUCCAACUGGGCUGAUACAUCACACACGCCUACAGCCACACACACACACACACACACACACACACACACACACACACACACACACACACACACACACACACACACACACACACACACACACAAAGAAACACUUGGACUUGCAUGUGUCGCACCAAAAAGAUAUAGUAUGUGCUGAUAAUGUGAAUGAGAUGUUAGCUAAACUCCAGCGUACACUGCAGUCUGAGAAUAAACCUGUGAUGGAUACAUGAUACAAUGGACCAACUUUGCAUUACACCUUGCUGCUUAUUUAGACAUAAUGGGUUCAUUAUGUACAUACCACAGAAACUAAUGGGAUAUUUUUGGCAUGUGUAUAUCCUCGGCUCUUAGAUCUGCUUGUCUUGUUAUUAAACCAGGACUCGUUUAUCCAGCACCACCUACAACAUGCUUCAGAUCUUAGCUGCAGUCUGUUAUUCAUUUACUUCCAGCUCCAUUCACAGACACGUGGGCUGGUGCAGAUACUCCAAUGUGUGCGCACGGUUACACACACACAUACACACACAAGGACACACAAGCUCUGUCUAUGUUUCUAUGGAUUUGUGAAGUUUUUAUAGAGCUUCUCAAUCAUUUUUCCUUUAAUUAGUUUUUUCUGCCUCCCUAUUUUCUGUAAGCGAAAGAACCUGUUUAAAAUAGGUUUACAAAUAUUCUUAUGUUGACUCAGUUAAGAUCCAAUAUCCAUUUAAACAUUACAUACAUACUCAUCUGUUCCCCGUCUUCAAAGUUUCCUCCUUGACUCUCCUUUUUUUUUUUGUCUUUCUCAGUCUUGCUGACUGUCUAUCUCUCUGGCUUCCUUGCUCUCGGUCUUAUCAGUGGUGAUGGCUUUAAGCGUGUGUGCUGAGAGGUCUAUUAGUUAGCUAUCACUCUGUCAGAUAAUGCUUCAUAUCUCUCAGCUAGUUCACUGUACUUGCCACAGCUCUGACAGCAUGAGGUGGGAGCAGGGCUGCUGGGAAAUGAGAUGGAGGCACAAACCGAUACUUUCUGUAUAUUUAUAUGGAAGCUUAUGAUUGAUUUCAAUCUGUUUUUGUUUGCUUACCAAAGCAAAACUAGAUUCUUUUGAAGUUAUUGUUUUAUGCACAGUUUUUUUUUUCAUCAAGCAGAGUGUGUUUUGUCCCUGAGCAAUUGUAUGCAUACAACAAAUUGACCUAAAUCAGCUCAUUAAACUUGAAGGCCUGUAAAGUCUUCAUGUGUCCAUCAUUGCCUGGAAACAUUUGAUUGUGUUUAUCUGAGUGUUUGCUUCAUGUGCGUGCCUGUGUGCCCAUCUGUGUAUUGUUUAAUUGGAAUUAUUGCUUUCUGAUUGAAUUUUAAAGUCCAUGUAGUGCAUCUAAUUGCAGUACUAAUAGCCUGCACCAAUGCUACAUAUUAUUAUAGUCUGAAUAAGUGAUACACACACUCACUGUCAUCUCCACUGCCAGCUCUGUAUGUGGAUGAUGAAGGUCAGUAAGCAUUGUGGUGCCCCAUUAGAAUAAUGGGGGCUCUGACGUAGUCUGCCCCAGUGCAAGGAGGACAUCAUUCACACUUAGCUGCUCUCCCCUCUUCCCCUCUCCCCUUUACUCUCUCUCUCUCUCUCUCUUUGCUGCUGCUGUCUGCCCCAGACCAUCUCUUCUUGCCCUCAAUUCCACACUCCAAUACUCCGUCCAUUUACCUCCAUUUAACUUUCACUGACUCAUUCUGUGUCUGGAUUAAUAGACCUAAAAUGCAUAAACAAAGAUUGUAGGUCUAUGAGGUCAAAUGCAUUUCGUCUUUCAGCACACACUUUGAUUAAAGUGCUUUGUUUCAGAUUGCUUAGGAGACUUAAAGACUUAAAAACAUCUAAAAUAGAAAUGGCCCAUGGAGCAUGCAAGUUUAAAAUGGCCUAAAUACCUAUAGUGAGGCACCUUUAACAACAUUAUAACCAUACAUGCCAAUGUUGUUGUCUUUCAUUCCCUUUUUAUAAACUUUGCAAUUAGUCUUAAGUGAUAAUUGUUUCAUGUAGAAUAGAGUUAAUAUAUCUAAUACCUCAAAUAUCUCAUCUCAGAUGAGUAUACUCUACCUUUAUCUUGAAUUUUCUGUUCAUAAAAGUAAGACACUGAACUUAAAUGCACAUUGAAUAAUUCAUAGUUCUACAUUUUGCCUGACAGAUUUUCACUUUGCUUUCACAAUGUGUCAUGCAGGCAACCGUUAAAAGAUUGGACAUGAAAGUGUUAUAAUUUUCCUGGAAAUAAAAACCAGUCUGAGCUUGUUGGAAAGCUUUCAUAUCAUUAUUCUGCUCUCACUUUGUACUUGAUUGAAUGCAGGUGCACAGAGAAAGGCAUUCAAGGAGGUGCAUGUGUGUAAAAUUUUGUGCUGGUGUCAAAAAGGACUCAAGCAUACACCACUGUCGAUAAACUGGGGUGGUGAGAGGAGUUUUAAAGUUGCCUUAGAAUAAUAGGCUAUGUGAGUACUUUGUCCAGGAUUAUAUGACACACCAUAAUUUUCUCCAUCAGUUUAAAAGUUUUGUGUUUCAGCUGAAGGAGGAGAAGAAGUCAUUUUCUGUCAGUUUGUUAUGGCCUGAUGGUUAUUCAUACUGGAAUUAUCAUGUCUGUCAACUGUCAGCUCCAUAAAAGAAGCCACCAGAUAGUAAAUUCAGCUGGCAGCAAAUUUUAAGAAUCAACUGUUGCAUUUGGAGGGGAAAUCCCAGAACUAAAUACUAAAUACUGAUAUGCUUCAUAGUUUGUAGCUUUGAAAUCUAAAAAAAACUAUCCUGUCUUUGUCUGACUUAAGUCGAUUUCUAAUAUACACCCCUGAAAAUUUCAAGAAAGAUAGCCCUGCCCCUGAAAAUUUUCAAGUUACUUAUUCACACAUGCCUCCAACAGCAUGACAUAUUCCCCAUUGAACAAGGAGCCCACAAGGUAGGAUGUAAAAAUAACACUGAGGAAGUCAGUAUCUAAUGUAAAGUAUCUAGAUAAUCAAGAAGACUGCAGACUGAGGUGUCUAUGAGGACAUCUUUUUGCCUUUAUAUCAAUGAUAAUGUGUUACGACACAUAGUCACAGUUUCAGUCUAGAGUGGAAAAGCCGCUUUGUUAUGUGUAUCUCAAUCAAAAUACCCCGCACUCGCCAUGAUACAUAGGUAUCAUUUACCCUGCCCACUUGUUCAAGGUAGAAUUCACCGGCUGUAUUCACAUUGGUGUAACACGACCUCUUGCAGAAAUCUAACUAGGGGCUAGUAGGAAAAAAAACUGUAAAAGGUCAGGCUUUAAUAUAAGGCUACUCGCAUUUAAGUGCGGCUUCCCUUGAAAUUUUCAGGAGGUAAGUGAAUAUGUGAAAACAGCUUUUAGAUUCUAACCUCCAGUAAUGUCUCACAGGUGCACACUUUCUGUCAACAAAACUUCAAAAUUUGUCAAAUAUCUAAAAACUGUUGUUUCUAAGACAUACUCAAGUUGUAAUAAGUCUUUUUUUCUUCUUACUGUGACUAAUGUCAGCUAUUAACAUUGAAUUUGCUGAUUUCCAGAUGAGGAAUGCUGUAUUUCACUGGGAAAGACUGUGCUUGUUUAUGUGACCAUCUGUUUUAGAAGUGUAAAUGAGUGGAUCUGCAUUAGGCUGAACAUUUGUUGUAAUCUUGUGAGUGAGUCACUCUCAAGAAGCCAAAUAACACUGAAAUGAUGAAUUUCUGCACAUGCUUUUUAUACCCCCUUUCAAGAUGUGACAGCUGUGAGCGGACACUUUUUUACAGAUGAAAGGUUGACAUAAAAUAAAAGUCUCUGUGUAAAUGUGUGUAGGUUUAUCCAUUUUUGAAAUGUUUUGUAAAUGCUAUAAGCCCCCACAGAAAGUAUUUUAAUUUUGACACCACCAGCAUUUAUCCUCCUACAUAUAGAUAGAGAGAAAAAGAGGAGAAACUGUGAAUGAAAGAUGGACUGAAAUGCCUGUGGUUGAGUUACAUAAAGGUCAUAUGAAGCUCCCCAUCUCUUUCCUCCACACCUCCCCCUUCACUUCCGCUGCCAUCCUCUGAUAUUUCUCUCCAUCCUGUUUCUCUCAUGUUUCACUCUCAUCCUUUUGUCACUCAAAUCUGCUCACUUUUCUCCGUCCUAUCUGAUCCUCUGCUUCUCUCUGCUCAUCGUCUCUCAGCCAGUGGUGGCAUGUCAGCAUCUUGUGUCAGCAAUGUCUUCUUCUCUCUUUGCUAUCUCACGAGGACGGGCAGCCUAAAGGGAGAACACACUCAAACACAUACACACACACAGAGGGAGACGCACACACAAAUCUGUGCUUUAAUUGGUCCAGAUUGGCUGUGGACUUUGUGCCAGGGCGGUGGGUGCAUUGUAGCAUGCACUACAAACACACACACACACAUGCACACACAAACAGCUCUAUUUUUAAAGCGAAAUGCUUCUUUUUGAUAUUCUUUUCUUAUUACCUCUCCUUUGUCUCUGUCUGUUGUUGUUCUGUAACUCCAUACUGUUUCCAGAGCUGCCAAAUUGCACUAAUUAGACCUCCCUGCUUAUAAACAACUCAACACAUUGAAGAAAAGAAUAAAGCUUUAGGUAGAGACUAGAAAGGGAUUGUAUACCCUAACAGGUCAAGAAUGUUAAAUGAAAACCUUUCAGACUGCUUUUAUGAUUGUUUUAAUACUGCCAUCAUCAUGUGAUAAGGUAUGUAUUUAAUAGGGGUACUGUUCUGAUUUUGAUUCAUAACUUAGGUUUAAUAUUCUUGCUGUUUUAAUAAACCAUCCAUCUUUACAGCCAGUUACAGAUUGACAGUUAAUGCAGCAUGACUGCACUUGCUCUUGAUUGGCAAACGUCCAUAAACAGCUGCUUAAAUCCUUCCACUCGGGCUGAUUUAGAGCACUUGAACUGACACACCCGGGGGAAUGUCUCCACAGAACUGCAGCAGGAGUGUAUUCUGUAUUUUCUCUCUUUAAAAAGAGCUAUAAACAAAGCACUUCAAGCUGCUUUAUUGGACUCAUAUGUCAAAUAAUGUGUUUUUAUAAGCACAGCAGGAUUAUUAAAAUAUGGCAUCAGGUUACGUUUAUUCCUGUCAUCUCUUCUUCUCCUCUCUGUUACAAAUGCUAUUUCCUACCUGCAGAGCAUGUCCGGUUCACACGUUAACACGUAUACACACAAAUGUAAAGGCUGCAUAAAGCGACCCUGUGGGAAAACACCACAGAUCCAAUUGGCGCUUAUUUAAUGCUGACCUAACGGAAUAUAUGUCCAUCCCCUCGGUGUUCCACCCUCACCUUAAGGGCACAGCGCCAACACUUAACACAAUCGCCCACAUACACCACACACCACAAACAUAUACACACAUGUACGGUACGUAGGUGUUCGUCAAUAUCCUGUAGCCCUUAUGGCUGCCCUUUUACCCACUCGAUGUGUGGCAGCUUUGUGUACGUUAAUGUGUAUGUGUUCACAUGCAGACUCAGGGUUUUCUCUCUCCUCCUCACUCCUGCAAAUUCUGUCUCCAUGGAAACGAAGGGAGGGAGAAGGAGGGGUUAGUGUUGACUUCCUGACACCUUGUGUCCCACGGGGCGCCAACUGUCAGCAACUCUGUAUGUUAGUGUGUGUACGUGUGUUCACAUGUGUACGAGCAUAUGCAUGUUUUCUCCAAUGUGAUGAUGACCAUGAUCUGUGGCGCUGACAUCUUACAAAAGUAAGGGGCCAUGUGUAAAGAUAGCAUUAUCAUAGCGUGUCAUCUCAGUUUGACUCUCUGAAGGUGUUUAUCAGCGUGUGUUUCAACUCUGUGUUAGUGUGUGAGAGUGUGUGUAUGUGUAUCUAUUGGCAUGUGAAGCUUCAACCUUGAUUACUGCAUCUAAUCGGCUGCCAAAGUGAGCGGCUCAGUGUGCUAGUGGGUCUGGCUGCAGGACUGUGAGGAGGAAUCCCCUGUUCUGUUCAAUGGGACAGAGGAUAAAAGCAGUGAUGGAGCAGGAGAGAACAAACAGUGAGAUGUAACUAAAGAAACAGUACCUGAUGUUCUGCAUGUUUGCUCUGUUUUUUUCUGUCACCUCACCCAAGGCUGGGCAGAUUAAAAAAAUGAAAAUUGGAAAGGAGUCUCAUAAUCCUCCCCAAAAAACGAGUCAGAUCUGAGUACAGAGGUACAACAGUUAGCUCAGCUAGACUUGUCAGUGACAAUUUUUGUCUUUUCCCUGAGGUUGCCUGAUUCCUGCCUUUCUAUACAAACAGUGCUCUCUUCAUGUUUUAGUUUUAAUCGUGGACUAAUGUUGAGUUUCUUUGAUUGACAGACCUGUUUUUACUGUGAAAUUGUGAAAUAGCUCCCAACGCCUGCUGACUGGAAGUGGUGGCAAAAAAAAGGAUUCGGGGAAAAGUACUACAGAGGAUUAAGCUAAAUAUAAUUACUGCUAAAAAUAAUUCUGGAGGAAUAGGAGAGAGAUAACAGGAAACAUGAGAAAACCAUGAAAGAAAACACUGCAUAAUGUAUGACCAGACACAAAACUUUCAUUUAAAACGGUUUCUUUUACGGAUUUCUGUUUCCUAAUGUCUAAGGUGACCAUUUACCAUUUACUGGAAAACAGUAUGAUUAAUAAGACAGUUUGUUAUUUUGAUAUCCUGUUUUUCCUUAAUGAUCCGAAACAAAUAAAAAAAAUAAAUAGAUUUAAUAUCACAUAAGAAAACUCAUCGCAGAAGUCAGAACAGAACUUUUAUCUUGUAAUGUGAGAAACAGAAAUGAAAAUUAAUUUCUCUUUAAAGGUUGAAAAAGCAAACAAGAUCAUCAGCAUAUAUCCCACUGAGCAAUAGAUGGCUGUUAUCGCACAUCGCAAAAAAAGGUGACAUGAUGAUUUUCAGAGUGUUGCAAAAAUUAGACAAGCUAACACCACCACACUUUUUAGUUUUUUCAGGUGAAUGCCCUCAUGCUUGUGCUGGUCAGGUAAAUAUACAUGCAGAAGCUGGCACGGCUUAAAUACAACUAAUGCCGUGGUCAUCCAGGUGGUAGAACAUUGUAGCAUUGUGGCAGCAGCCAUUUAUAGAAGGGCAAAACUAACUUUGUGCAACAACUUAGACACUUAGACACAACUUCAUUUCAGACCUACAGAAAUAAACACCAAUCGACAAGUUAUUCUGGUGCCAAUUUGUGAAGGCGACAACAGUCAAUCAGGUACAUAACACGGGGAAAUGGAGGGAAAUAUACAAGUUUACAGAUGGGAACAUGUGAGCUGUUGGAUUCAUUAAACAGCUGUUGGCUCUGCAUCCCGACCACACCCCAGAGUUGCCAUGGAAUUUGGAUCUUGGCAGCACAGAUGUGUGUGUGUGCGUGCAUGUGUGUGUUUAAGUAGAGGUGUGCCAGGAUGACAUCAUACAGUAGCUUGCUGAAAAAGGUUCACUGCAGGCACAUCGCAUCUACAAUAUUUAUAGAGCCCCAGAACAGAUGAGCUCACUCAGUCACUCUGUGUGACUGGCUCUACUUCACACAGACACACACACAGGAACACAAAGUAAAACACAAGUAGCGGCGAAGAAGUCACUCACGUACUCGGUGCCACACCCACUCACACAAAUAUUUCUCUUUUAUUUUUUUUCUACACUCCAUGCUUGAAGAAUGCACUGCAUGAAAGCUGAACAUGAAGACGUCACAAUACAUGCAGCAAUUUUAAACACACAAUCAUGCAGCUUAAUUUUAGUUUAAAAAUAUAUGAGAAAGCACACACAGACACACACACACCUUAAGUUAAUAAAGUGCCUGUAUUAUCUGUGAAAAUGAGCAGCCUCUGUAUGAGUCAUAAAGAGAGGGAAUGGUACUUUGAAAGGGAUUAAACACACACUUUUCAACCUAACAGACAUAAUUUAGGCACAAACACACAAACAACAAAUGAUCUCAUUCCCCCCCAACCAUGUGCAUAUUACACACACACACACACACACACACACACACAGGAUUUAAAUCCUCAUAUCCCAAAAUAAACAAAUUCAUUUCUGGGUAGAGCAAAUACUGUACAGCAGUGCAACAGCAGAGGAGGAUUGAGAGCAUCCGCUGCAUUCAUGCAUGUGUGUGUGUGUGUGUGUGUGUGUGUGUGUGUGUGUGUGUGUGUGUGUGUGUGUGUAUGUGUGUGUGUGUGUGUGUGUGUGUUUGUGUGUGUGCAAGCCAGUAAAUAAGUGUGCAAGUCCAAGUUACAAAGAUGGAAAGCUCCAGUUAAAAGAAAAAUCACAUUUUAUAAAUAAAUCAUCCCUGGCCUUGGGAUGAAUACACACACACACACACACACACACACACACACACACACACACACUCACACACACACACACAGAAACACACACGAGGCUGCAAUUCUCCAUACCAUGACCACCAUAGUACAGACCAGAUUGAACGAAAUCGUUUCUUUAGAGCUGUGACCUGCCUUUGUGUACAUGUGUAAGCUUGUGUGUACGUGCACGUGUGUGUGGUCAUGCUUCUAGGGCCGCGCCUUGUCAUGUCCAGAACUAAUCAGUUGCAAACAUCACCUUAGUUACAAACCGUUUAACUCAGAAAUUUUGAGGUUUUUUUGCUGUCUUAUUCUAAUUCUAACAAGUUUGAUUGCAGACAUAUGUGUGUUUGUGUUUGUGAUGCUACUUUUUGUUGAGUGCAACUUUUUUAAUACUCGUGUAAGGUCCCUUAUGAUUCACAUAUUGCUAGAAAAAAAGCUUGUAUCUCAAUAUUAAAACCUACUUUAUUGUUUGAUUAUGUGCAUCUGAAUAUAUAAAUAUCCAACCCUGGAGAAAGUGACCAGUGCGUCAUUUCUGCGUGUGUGUAGGUAUGCGUAAUAAAAAAGUUGAAUAUUUUAGGAUCCUGUGUGAGAAAAGGUCUCUUCGUGCUCACAUUUCUCAGUGCUCCUCUCUCUGUCUCACUGGCUCUUUUCUCCUCCCACCACCAUCAUACUCUGACACUCCCAGAGGCUACAGUGGUGAAUGAGCAGUUUUAUAUUAAGUUUCACUGUCUGGGAGAGGAUUUAAAAUAAGGGAGAACCCUCAGAAGAAUCAAUGAGUGAUAAAGUUGCUGUGGGCAGAUGGCUGGACAUGAAUUCAAACACAGAAAGAAAUGGGGUCAUACAGGUUAUAUAGCACCAAAGGCUAACCAGCUGUACCAGACUAGGCCUUUAUGACCGGAUGAGCAGGUAUAAGGAGGGGAAAUAAGGUUUUUCCAGAGAAAGGAAACCUUUUAAGGAAACAUUUGUGAAAUUCCUUCAUAGUUUUCGAAGAAAUGUGUGCCUUCUUUAAAAAUGUGGUGAUACUUCAGUGUAAAAUACAGCAGUUGCUGUUCGGUAAACAACAUUUUUUGAUUAAUUGUGCAGAUUAAGGUUCUAUGCUUUAAUCACUGAAUCAUUUAUUCCCCUUUUAUCUUUAAAAACACAGCUUAAUAUGCACAGUUUUUACUCUUCUAAGUCUAAUUUGUCUACUUUUAGAUCUCCUUACUUUUUUAAUUCCAGUAGUGAACUAACUAACUAACUUAGCUUCCUUUCUAACGAAAAAGUUACAUUUGUUGUGUAUAGGCUUGUUUUUUCUCACCAGUAUUGGUUUUAAAUCUUUCUUUUUCUCCCUGGGUUUUGACAAAAGAUCAACAGAUCGUAUUUUUCUGCCUUUGAAAAACUUGAUACUUAUAUUUUUAUAUUAACUCUAUGUUAAAGAUAAUCUCAGAGGACUACAUGGGCGUAAUGGAUGUUAGAUACAAUUAAAUGUAUAAUUAAAUGCACAUUUUACUCAUUUUCUGGAUAAAGAUGAUGUAAAUGUUGUUUCAAGGUCAGUUUUAGAGCAUAAACUAUGAGCCUUGCACGGUCCAUGAGGAAUGCAGUCCACUUGUAGCCCAGUUAGGAUGUAUGAACUACAAAGAUGGAGGUAAAAGAGAACAAUGUCUGGCCAGAGUAGUGUAAAGGAAGCAUUUCCUAAUGCAUUUGAGCAUCAGUAUCUUAUUUUAUCUUUUUUUUUUCAGUUUGUUCCCGAAAAAAUUAUGACAACUAUUUUUUAAAGGGAGGAUUGUGGAUGAUGCCCAACGAUCUAUGGUUGCCCAUCCAUUUUCCGCUCUCUCUCUCUAUUUCUUUGGGAGGUGAAAUCCCAGAAGCCCCUGAAGGUGAUGUCUUUAAUAAUGGCACAAAUGUUGCUUGGACUCAAAGAUGAGCUGUGUAGGUGGUCAGAGGUCAAGAUCAACAAACAAACAAAUAUGGACGAAUCAAUUUCAAAUAUCUGGAAGGAUGAUGAAAUGAUAAAAAGAUGGAUUUUUUUUUUCUGAGGGGUCAAAGGUCAACUUCCCCAUGACAUCAUGAUGUCUUUGAUAAACGCCUUUCUGACCAUUAACAGGGUCUCAGUCUUGUGAAUGUAAUACCACAGCAGUGCCUGGAAGGUACAGUAUAUCUUCAUCUACACAUGUCCUUGGACUCAUCAGUUUUGGUGUUUAAAGGUCAGAGUCCUUGUGAAUUCACAUCCAUCCCAUUCUCACCAACAUGUUAUCCCAGCAACUCCAGAGGAAAUCUAUAACAACUGGUUUUCAAUUCUCUUUACAAAAGAAAAGAAAAGUUUGAUUUAUUUGUGCCUCCACAUCCUGUCCCCCAGAGUGGAUUUGUUUUUCUUGCUGCCUUGAGAAAGACCCACUCAUGAUUUAAUGAAGAGACAAAAAGACAUAGAUGUUCUUAAGUGUUAUGUCUCCAGUUUAAAUUUUUGUGUUACAGGUUCAUCUUUUUUAUGCAGGCCCUUUUAUGAUGCAUAUGAUUGUUAAGUUCUUUGUUUCAAUAUUAUGUCUUUUUCUGAACAGCUUCUGUAUGGAGACUUGUCCUCUGUUGCAUUGAAAUUCUGCAGAGUUCAGAAAGUUUUCUUAUGGAUAACACAGGGAACAUUUUUCCUGCACUCAGUCCCACACUGCAUGUUGUUUUCCAUGUGUUUUCAGCUGAAGAAGGGCAGUUUGAAGGACAGGACAGCAGUGGGACGCCUCACCUUUAGGCACAGUCAGACCUGCCUGUUGUGUCUCUGUCAUUACAGUUACUGUAGACCUACUGUAGAUACACACACUUACACACUCUCACACACUGUGGUGUAGAGUUACAUCCUGCCACUGCAGUUUGCACUCUGUGAAGGGCAAGAGCAGCGUUCCCAAUCUCAGCACACACACACACACGCCUAACACCUCAGCUCCUCAUUACUCUCAGCCGUUUUUAGCUCCAGGAAGGAUUGGGAAGAGAAGAGAUUAUUGAAAAUUAUGCUGGAUGUACCCUCAGAGCAGUUUAUUUACUCAGAGUAUGUAGAUUAAUAUUAAUGCUGCCGUGUUUGAUUCAUCUUCUGCUUUCCUCCAGAAACACGAUACACUUUCAUCUGCAAAGCAGAGCAGCUGGGACGGACCGAGUGUGUGUGUGUGUGUGUGUGUGUGUGUGUGUGUGUGUUUGUGUGGACUCUGGAGAAUAUGUGUGUUAGUUUGUGUGUUUUUGGUAAAGGAAGCAUUGCUUUUGUUUAUAGCAGGGGUGUUAUCAGUAAGACUUGACCAGAACAGAAUUUGGUUAAGCUGUGUUUUUAUGUAGACUUAAACUCUUUCUUUGGAGUAAACAUCUCAUGAUUAACAUAUUUUUGAUGAAGUUGAAAGAGCUGUAUAUAUUUACAUAGAGAGGGAGGGAAACCACUAGUUUUAAGCCGCAUGCAGACUCAAAUAUGAGCACACACAGUAACUGCUGUGAUGUGGCCGCCAUAAACCUCCUUUUGGGCUGUAUAGGAGCUGGAUGAGGACACAAAUAAAGAUAGAGGAAGCAGGAGAGAGAGACAGAGCUGACACAGGUCCUUUAAACAGGAGGGCCAGGAGGGAGGAGGUGACAAAGGAGACAGAAAAAAAACAACAAAGAGAACAGGAGUACAAGGAGGAUCAAGAGGAUGAGGAGAUGAGGAAGGAGUUGACCUCGAAGGACAGAUACAUGAUACAUGAUAUAUUUUCAGCAUGAAGGCCUAAUUUCCUAGUUUUACUCUGUCUGCUCUGAAGUACAAAUGUACAUUAUUUUCCCCUGGAUUUUGCCUUGCAGGCUAACUCAAAAAGUUAUGACUUCACAUACCUACAAAGACUGAAAAGUCUAGUGACCUUCUGAAUCUGCCUCUCGCUAUUAAUAUUUCAUUUUUUAAUGAAAUGUCUUUCUGAUAUGUGGGUUGUUUAAAAUUUGUUCCUACCUUGUCUAGGGACCAAAUACACAUCCCUGUGGUGCUAAUGCCUUUACUUAUGAUAGUGAGCCUCAUAUAUAUGCUUGCAUAGGAUUGUUAUUUAAAGGGAUAUUUUGGCGUAAAAUUAAAUUAGGGUCAAACGUUCCGUAAAACUGAGUGAGACACCCCAUCGAGAGAUAAUUGAUGCCAACCGCUUGCUUCUCUAGUUUUACCAGCUUUAGUAACGACCGCACGAUAGCAAUACAGAGAGCCACGCACUCAACCAAAAAGCCACUCUUUCUUCAUGGAAAUGCAAUGAGACAGAGACGCGAAGGCAGAAGAACUAUCACGUCUGCAGUGGAAAAUGAUUGAUAUGAUGAUUUUUACUUAAAGGAAAUGAUAAAGUAAUGAUCAUGAAUGUUUGUCCUUGAGCUGCGUCACCCCGCUGCAGUCGAUGGACUCACCUGGAGGCCUUCGUACAAACAAGCGGCUGCUGGAAGAGAGUGGGUGAGUUGUGUUUAGUCUCUUCACUAAUGAAAUUAGGCAAAGCUAAAAAGAUGUUUGGUGGCUAAUGCUGUGGCUGGGACCUUAUUUGUAAGCUUUCUGAGCAUUAUUUGUGGCUAUAGAGUGGCUUUUUGGUUGAGCGCAUGGCUCUCUGUAUUGCUAUCUGCGGUCGUUACUAAAGUUGGUAUAACUAGAGAAGCAAGUGGUCGGCAACAUUCAUCUCUCGACGGUGUGUCUAAUUGGAUGUAACUGUGUAUUUGACCCUAACUUAAUUUUACACCAGAAUAUCCCUUUAAGCUUUUGUUGUAAGACUUGCUAACAGGUUCCUCAACCUUAUCAAGCAUAAAUGCUAAAAAAAAAAAAAAAAGCAGUUUUCAGCUGCUCAAAUGAGAGAUUUCAGGCUUUUCUAGGUCAGUGAGAGUAAAAACAAAAAUGUUUUGAUCUGGUUCAACCAGCAUUCAACAAAAUCCAAAGAUGAACAAGCCUGUCAUAUCCUGGGUUCUGCUGAUGUUCUGUAGUAUAGUGCUUCCUAUCAAAGAUUGAGCUACUGAGCAACUUUGCUCAUGUGAGCAACAAUCCUAGGAGCAUUUCUUAAUGAAGGAUAUCAGUCUGUUUACAACACAGUUCCCCUGAAAUCUUUGGAAUCAAAACCUGCUUCCCAUACUCUGGCAAAAUAAACAGAGAGAUCAGUGUAGUUAUAUAAAGGGAUUCUGUACGAUCAGUUUUGCUCAGCUGGUGGGGCAGGUUCCCCAGAUACAGUACAGAGGCUUCAGUCCUCAGCGCACCAGCUGCUUGUUUGACUCCUGGCCUUUGCCCCUCCAUGCAUGUCUGCCCUGCUCACUCCUCACCACACUUCAGCUGUCCUAACAAAAAACUCUCUUCAGCUGUCCUAACAAAAUACCAAAAAUAAUAUUGAAUAAAAAGUCUUGUAAGUAAUAAUUUCAUUUGUUGUAUUCUUUUAUGUGUAUGGUAUUUUUAAAACAGAAACCAAUUCAAUUUGACUUAUGGAGGAAACAACUGUUUUCAUUAACAUGUUGUUUGUACUUCAGAUUAGGUUUCCUGGCAUCGCCCUCUUUACUGCACUCAAAAUACUGAGUGUGUAUGUGUGGAUUUAGCAGUGUUUGUGUACCAAAUGUGACAGUCGAGAUGGUGGGAUGGGGGGGUGCCCUCUGCUCCAUGUUAUGCUAUGAUGUAAAAUGGCUGCUCUCCGUCGAGGGAAGGUUCAGCUGAGAUUAGCAACGCUUGAGAAAAAGAUGAGAAGAGAGAGGAAGAGGAAAAAAGGAGGGGGGGAGAAAAAAGGAUGAGAGAGAGAGAGAGGCAGAAGUGGAUAGAGUGUGAAAGAAGUCAUUAAGAGUAGUUAGGCUGUAGCAUGCGGAGACAAAGGGAGAGGAGAAAAGUGGCUGUCAGAUAAAAACACACAGGCUUUUGACUUUUGUGAAUUCUGCUGCAGUAAAUGUUGCUUUGACUUUGUCAGGAUUUUAGUGAUGUUUCAUGGUGUUGUGCAUGUGCGCUUUGUGGCGUCUUUUUGGUGUUUGUGUGUUCAUUGUCUCAGAUAGUAAAUCCUGGCCCCUGCCUGAUACUACUGGCUCCUGCUGAUCACUGUAAACAGAUCUUACCAGUCUGUUUAACACUUUUUUCAUGGCCCUAAAUGUCUACAAGUAAAAUCUGUAAAAUACAUUUUGGACAACCUCUGGAUACUGUGAACUGGUGCAUCAUACUUUAAGGCUCGUUUUCAGCCUGUUAAACUCUCACUUUGUUUUGCACUAUUUGAUGUAAUACAUCAUGCUGCCAGUAGGGGUCUCAGUCUAACCAUUUACUCAGAUGACAGCAGUGACCAGUGUGUUUUAUCCUCUCUGGAUGUUAACUCUGAGGCUUCUCUGGGCUGCUUUUGUCUCACAGCAGAAGUCCCCACUACUCUAGUAUCUAAAUCAUUUUUAAUGUGUCGAGAACUUUCUGUCUGUCUCACUGAUUCCUGUAACAGCUCUGUCUCUCCUGUAAAUCCUGUUUCCUUGACAACCAGGUGACAGCAUACAGACGUGAGCCAUUUGCUUUUCUCUACAUUGUUGCACUGCCACUCCCUGUAUGAUGUUACAUUUCAACAUGUCUCCUGCUGACUGCAUAUAGAGCCGAACAAUCUGUGAGUGAGAGUCACGUUAGUGGUUGAGCCCAGAAACAGAGGGGUGAGGAUCAAUAACAUAAAGUCAGGAGAGAAAUGCAGAGUUACAUCUGGGAACCCAAUCGUUGGAUCAGAGAACAACAGAUUUUGAUGAUAAGCAAAUUAUUUCCACACAAUAUUUGAUUAACAAUGGUACAAAAAAAAAACAUAUCAAAUGUUGAAACUGCCGAGUUAAUUGUUUUUUUCAUCUGUUUGUUUGUUUUGAAAACUAAACAAUUAAAUGCCAGCAACAUAUUCAAAAAAGAUGGAACAGGGACAAGUGUGAAAAAGUCGAGAAAUGCUAAAAAUCACCUGAAGGAACAUGUCCCAACUAAUGUGAUUAAAUUAACAGGUUUAUUUAACCACAAUAAUUGGUCCUACACUCAAAAGAAGAGAAGGACAUUUUGGCUUGUUAUCAGUCCACAGUUUUAAAGCUAGCAUCUGAAAUGAGGAAAGCAUCAAUACCCAUUGCAUUUCAUGGUUUUCACUGUAAAUAUAGGUGCUACAUGGUCUGCAUGCACACAUAGUUACCUUUUCAUUUAAAUGUUACACUUUCACCAAUUUUUUUUUUUUUCCAAAAAAUCAAUUCUGUCUUAAAGAUGUUGGAGGUGUAAGAUGUAAAACAAAUGGCAAACUUAUAAUCAGUGUGUUCCUUCCAUAUAUUUUUUAACUAAAUUGUUUUCUCUAUAAAAAUUAAAAAAAACAUUUUUCCCCAAAAAAGAUUAAAAAAUGAGGUAAUCUUAAGAUCAUGGUUGUCUUGCAUCAAGACCAAUCCCACAUUAGACUGCACAUUAUUUAAAGAUCAAGAAGGCAUUUCAACAUGGCUGACUCACCAGCUUUGGUGCAUCUUUAAAGAAGUUAAAUCAGUAAUUAUUCAUCUAAAAAUUAAGUAAACAAGUUGUCUGUACCAAGUCGGGUGCUCUAGAUUUUGUCUUCCUGCUCUUAUUAUGAAUACAUUUCUGUUUUAUUAAGUACUCUGUGAUGUUAUUUCUGAUUGAGUGCUAUACACAAAGCUUCAAUAUCAUUAUUUGAACAAUAAGUUAUUUAUAAAGGGAUGAGUUCUUGUGUCAAUAUGAGUGCACAGACUCGAGGUUAACGACCAAGCUAAAAGAGACCCUCUAUCAGCAAGCUCACCAGAAAUGUUUUAACAGUGCAGCUAGGCUAAAAUCUAUACUUUAACUGCACUGUUAUACUAUUCAUUAAUGAAAGUUUUGUGACAAAGUAAAUAUUUUUUAUGGUAAUUUAUUUGUUUGUACAGAUUUAACAAAUUCAAAAGUGACCGCCUAACGUAGAGGCGGAUCAAAUUAGUAGUGUUGUCUUUAUUUCAUUCAGCUGCUCUUCAGAUUUGUGGCAAAGCUUGAGUGUGGCUUCACACCAACCGUAGGUUAAAAAUGAAGAGUCAAAUGACAUCCAUUGCUGUGCAGAUAAUACCAACAACAAAAAUAAAUUACACUUUCUAUUCUUCUGUGUACAGAAGCAUUGAGACUCCAGUCAAGUGCAUGCACUGUGAAAUCCUGCUGAGAGAGGAGGGACAAACCAGGCUCCCAUUUAUAAAUAGAAAGAAUCAGCACGCACAAUGUCACGCUGCAGGAAAAUGGGUCUCUUGAAAUAGUGUUGAGUAAGCAGUGACUGGAGUUCUUAUUAGGAGGAAAUAGAGCGUUUAAUUUCAUGCUAAUUCUUGGCAUUAGUUCCAAAUGGAACUUAAAGACUCCUGCUGAGUGCUUUAACUUCUGUUUACCUAUGUGUAUGUGUGUGUGUCUGCGCGCGCGUGUGUGUGCGUGCGCGUGUGAGCAAGAGUAGAGAACAGGUGGUGUUAGCCCCUGGCAGUCUUUGUGUUAACCCUGCCUCUUCUUUCCUCCAUCAGCUGACCCGGCUGUCUCCUCUUCCUCCUCCUCUCUGCAUCCUCAUCAUUUUGUCUCAUUCUCCUGUUCCCUCUGAUCAAAAUCAUCCCUCCAUCCCUGCUCUCUCCCCCCUAUUUUCUGCCUUUCCUUGUUUAUCCCUCUUCCUACUUUCUCUUUCUCUCUUGCUCCUCCUCAUCCUCGCUGUCUCUUGUCCCUGGCUGUAGUUAGAACAGGCUGACUAGCAAAGUGCUGUGUGUCCCAGCGGAGGGCAGAGGGAGCAGCACAGGAAUCUCUACCACACUCGGAGGAAACAAGACCUCCUUUUUUUAUCUCCUUCUUCCUACCCUGUCUCUCUCUUUUUGUAUGGGGGGUCUGUUUGAGGGAUUUGAUAUGUAUAGUCUUCACCAUGAACCCAACAGUGAAGAUCCACCUUCAGAAUGGGACCCACUUUAACACCUACAUGUACCAGGUAGGGACUCAGCGGCAGUACAGUGUGCGGAUGUUACUGUCUCCGGCUCAAAUAUCUCUCUCCCUCUUUCUCUCCCUCUCUGUUCUCCACGUGUCCUUGCCUCAGUAUUGAUUUCAGUGCUGAUGACUCUUUUCUAGGACUGAGAAAUGGCCUCCUCUCCUCCUUCUCCACCUACUCUUCCCCUUCUCCUCCUUCUGCCAAACCUCAAUCAAACUGCGAAGAAUGAUUAAUGUGCAUUGACUUCAUAUUGGUUAAAAAACUGUAGCCACAAAUCUUCCACUAAAGCUGUCCACUGGUCAAGUCGGAUGUUCAAACACCCAUUAGUUCAAGCAAAUAUGAAGAGAUGAGGAUCUGACAUGCACUGAUUGAGGAUUCUCUCUUACUGCUGCAUGCGCAUGUCUUGGGGUAUGUUUAUAACAGUAAGCAUGCAAGAGACAGCAUCAACUGAUGCAUGGCAAAAUCUCUUUAUGUUUGUCCUCUUAUCCUAGCUGCAGAAAUAUUCUCCCUUAUACUCCCUUACUUUCCCUCUUCUUCUUCUUCUUCUUCUUCUUCUUCUUCUUCUUCUUCUUCUUCUUCUUCUUCUUCUUCUUCUUCUUCUUCUUCUUCUUCUUCUUCUUCUUCUUCUUCUUCUUCUUCUUCUUCUUCUUCUUCGUCUCUCUCUGUGCCGCUGUCGGUUUUGUUUUGCUUUAAUAAAGAAUACUUUGAUGCAUGAAUGGAUGCUAUUUUAGGCGAAGGCCUUUAAAGAGCACAGAGACAGGGGAUGUUAGGAAUCUUGCACGGGUUUGGCACCUUUGUUUGAUGAGCCGUAACAAGAGAUGUUUCACAAAAAAGAGAUGGCGUGUCAGAUAUGCACAGUUCAAUAGCGGGAAAAACUUUGCUGUGUGGAUAAACUUUUUAGUCUUUAACUGGAGAAUUUAGGCCCUGUGAAAUAUAUUUGUCUAUGUGGAUUCUGGCACCCCCUGGGGACAAAACAGGACAUAAUUGCCAAUCUUGGCCUGCACGUGUGGUAGUUUUGUUUUUGUUUCGUUUUUUUUUUUUUUUUUGCCAAAAAAUGUUUACUGUGCUGGUUUCCAACAGUCGAACCCAUUACUAGCCUGUUGCUCUGUCACACAUCCUUUAUCCAGCAAACUUUUCUGAUAGAGGUGUUGAUUUGGGGGUUUCAGGGGGUAGGGCAUGACAUUAAAAGAUCCGACACUGUUGAAUCUGUUAGAUUCUAACUUUUUUGCAUUUUUAUCAGUGCUGCUGAUAAGCACAAAAAUGUAUAAAGUAGCUUCAGUCUUCACAAGAGGAUCAAAACCAGUGAUGCCUUUAUCAGCAUUAUUUCCAUCCACUCGCUAUAGUACAGCUAUACUCCCCUAUUACCUUAUGUUUUUACACAUUGGCUCAUUUUGACGUCUUUCUGGAAUUUUACCUGUGAGCUGGUGGUUAAAAAUCAUGGAAAAUCUGACAUGUUCACACAUGCAGCCCAUCCCAAAAUUUUGGUGCCUGUGUGAGAACAGCUAUUCUCUUUGAAACUUUGUGGUGGAAAAGGGAAAACAAAGGCCAUCUCCGCUGUGUGCUGUAGCCUACUUCACAUGUUAUCUACCUGGUUGCCGUGGUUUAACGCAUUAAAAUCAUAAUUUUAUUUUUUUGCUGGUGUUCUUGUUUGCAUAGUAGGUUAUGUGAAGGCAUUUUGAGUGUUUUAUAACUGAGGAAAAACUUCUCACAGGUGCUUUAAAUGACUUGAGGAUAGUGAUACUUUUGAAGAGCUUUUGUCCUUGUUUACAGUUAAGUUCAUUUGAAUUUCUAAAGAGUGAUAAAAACAUCAUGGGAGGCCGCUGAUUUUGGAAUAUAACAUUUCCCUUUUCAGAUUGAUUCUGAAUUUCUACACCAAAAAUGUUCUUCCUGUUGUGUAUGAAGUGUUCCAGGAAUGAGUCCAGAGCUGACAUCUCAAUGAAUCUUGGCAUCAAAAUAAAAAUUAAAAAAACCUUGAAGAGACACUUCCUGGACUCAAACAUAUGUAGGUCUUUGGAUAAAUGGAGUCUGGACAAGAAAUAGGAAAAUCUUCGAGGUACUCUCUUUUCAAACAACUUUAUUGUAAUGACAUGGUCGUGUAGACUUCAGUACAAAUUGCUACACAUUUCAGCAUGAGACCUUGAUCAGUUUGACCUUUCUGGCAUUAUCUCCAGUGGGCUUCCGAUCUUCUCAUGAAUCUAAAUGAUCGCGCUGAUGCUGUACUUUGCUGCCUCAGCUUUGAAGGAACAUUAAAAAGUGACCUUGUCGCAUAUCUUGUUCGCUUCGGAAACGUACACGUGCAUCAGAGAGCGCAUUUCUGAUCAGAUGUUCAUGCAGAUUUUGUACCUCCCUCAAAAACUUUUCUUCCCUGAUGAAAGUGUUGCCUGGGCAACUGCCACAACAUGCAUGGUGUUGCCAUGGCAAAAUAUUACUCAUUAUCUACUUGGGAACAACACCUAGGCAAGGUGUUGUUGCAGUGCUAGUGUGUGUGUGUGUGUGUGUGUGUGUGUGUGUGUGUGUGUGUGUGUGUGUGUGUGUGUGUGUGUGUGUGUGUGUGUGUGUGUGUGUGUGUGUUGACAAAGAUUGUCAGAGGAAGGUCGAGUCCACCUCUCCCUGCUGUUCAUCCCCCCUCUAUGCAGUGGUGAAGAGUUACAGAGCGCUGAUAUCUGAGUCUCCCCAGGGACUCACUCAUUCUCUGGUCCCAGACUCUGCAUUCAUUUCCAGCGUGGCACUCCUAAGUGAAUUACGGCGAUUUACAUCAGAGUUAAUUUAGUGUCUUUUGGAGCGCGCAGAGUGGAAGAAGCUCAGUCAUUAUAAACGAUCACUGAUGAGGUGACUCCCUAGUCUCUGCUUCUGCACAGCCUAUGGUCAUAUCUGUAGGUUUGCUGUUUCACCCUCUUGUGUUCAGUGAUUCUUAGCUUGCAUUUACUCUACAGAACAAAAUUCCCAUACAAUCAUGCCUACUGUCUAAAUUGGUAGCUGGUUUGUAUUUAUAACACAACUUUUUUUUUUAAAGAUUUUUGAGCUUUACUUCAGUUUUCAGUCCAGACUCUUUGACUGAUGUACUCCUAUUGGAUCUAUGACUUUUAUUUGUGCAUACAUACUAAGGAAAGAGUCAAUAUGCAAAACUCCCAACUCAUCUGUAUUUACGAAUUUGGAAACACAUUAUGUGCGAAGUCAGCCCUGAGCCCUGUUAGGGAGACCUAUUAACACUAUGGGUGUCCCGAUCCGAUAUUGAUAUUGGAAAUAGGUCCAAUAUCAAAUUAUAUCGGCCUGCAUCUGAAAUCAAGGAGUGGAGUGAUGUCAGCCGUUUGGCAGUAUUUUCUGAAAAAUACUAAAGUCUGAAAAAGUUGUUGCAGCUGAGUCACUCGUCAUGCACAAGUUUGUGCUAGCAUCAGAUCAAUAUUGGUAUCGGCCAAAACUGAAGGCUACAAUAUCGGUAUCAAUACCAAGGUCGACCAAGUAAAGAAGUUGUAUCGGGACACCCCUAAUUAGCACCCAUGUUAAAGUGACUACUUUCACAGCAAAAUGAAUCAUGUUGAUUCAUUUAAUAAAUCUGAUUAAAAAAAAUUAAAAAACCAACCAUGCUUUUAUCUAAAUAACUCAUUUCUUUGCUCGCAAACUCUGUGUUAUUCCGAGUCAUUGUCUUGAAGUGCAAGUGUCAGUGCUCUUCUCUUAUCACCACUCUUGUUGUGUUCAUAUCAAAUGUUCUGGCACCUACAUUAGCGGGAAGUAGCAUCCUCUGGUCAUGACUCAAGACCAGAGGAUGCUACUUGCCACUUGAGAAUUGAGACGCAAAAGUGCUAAAAACUGCAGUGUCCCAAGUAACCGUUUAAGGCUGGCUGGAGAAGCACUGGAAACUGUGUACACACAUAGACAAAAAAAGCCUGUUUUUAAAGCGAAAAUCAUCUUGCUGACAGCCCCAUUUAAAAGGCAAUGUUGUGUGUGGAAACACUGCUUCAUAGACAAAUGGCUGAUAUCACCAAUGCUACGCCUAUUGAGUCUGUUGGUCUAAAGCUGAGAAGAUGUGGUCAGGCUCACAGGUGACAUGUUUUUAUCCUGAGGAGGCAGAAUGCAUUGGCCAUAGACCAACAAAAACCAAAGUCAUUUUGAGACACUCAAACUCUACUUUCCUGCUAUUAAUUUCAAAGGGCUCAUUAGUUUGACAGUUUGACUAGUUCCUUUGCUUUCCUUUGCUUUUUGUAAAAUAGUAUUUUUGUGAUAUAGAGAAAUUCAGUUUUUGUUUGGACAGGAGGCUUGGCAACAAGAGUAUCUUUUCUCUUCUUCAUCACAUUACAGCUUACAGUAUGGGGCUGAUCUAGGGACACCACAAGUUGAGGAACUGUCCCUGCUUUUUCCUCUUUGGUGGGAACUUUCUGAAACACAAACAGAAACAACACAAACAAAAAAAACAUUCACUGAGCCUAAGUGAAGCCCUUUCAGGUCAGCAUUGCAUGCUAUACACUUUUGAGUAUCUGACCAAAGAGAUCUCAAUGUACAAACAUCCUCAUGGAGGGAUGUGUAAGAUCACAGUGUUUCUUUGAUCAUGAGCAUCUCCGGGUUAACACAUUUUGAGGUGUUUGAAUGUGUUCAAUUCUAUGUUUAUUGUCUGUUUUUCCCUGCUUAGGCACAAACUUAGUCACUGAACCAGAAACAGUGCUUUAUAUUAAUGUUCUUGAGCUUUGGCUGACAUCAAUUUAUCCCCUUUUUGGCCUCAGUGUGCUGUCUCAUUACUCUUCUCACACAUAGCAGAUAAUAUAGAGGUAAUUUGUUUCUCUGUGCAUUUAUAUUGUACAGGCAUUAUUUUUACAUAUACCUGUACUCUUUGGUACAACCUUGGUGUUGCCUCCAGAUGGAGGGUAGUGAUAUUGAAGUGUGUGCACUCAGCUUGCUUUUUCUUUAGCUACUUGUGUAAAUCACUUCCAGUUUUCUACCCAAACGACCUUCAGCAACCUGCUGAGGACAAACUGUGGACUUAAUCUGUUUUAGUCAGAGUUGAACUACAAGUUGUGAGAGCAGUAAUGAUAGCAAUUCUGUGGAAAGGGAGUGAAAAAAGUAAACUGUGUAUUUAAAGCACAAAAGACUGCCUGACUAGAAAAACAGCAGUUUAAACUUUAAAAGUGAAGAUAUUGUGCAAACACCAAAAUUAGCACAGGACUGUACUAUCACCCAGCAGUUUGAUGCAGGCAUUGACAGUACAACAAAGGUAAAUGUUAUGUCACCACCUAGUUUGACAUUUUUUAGCACUACUUUAGACAAGAGGGUGGGCACGUGUUGCUUUGACUCUCCUGGUAGUGAAGAAUUCACUCUGAGUGGGACUGUAAUUGACUAUUUAGCAUCGGCUAACAGAGUUAGACCAGAUCAAACUUUUGGACUGCACAAAGGGUGUCAAAAUUAAUGCAAAUCAGAUAUUCUUACAGGAGCUUUGGAUUGGAGUGGGCUGUGUGAACAAUAUUUUUGUAUUUUAAGGAAUACUUCACUCAGUUUUCAUCGACUUACAGAACUAACUUUUUAUAGCGAUUGUUUCUGAUGCAGUCUUUUUAUCUAGUUGUUUAAAAAAAAAAGCUUUAUUUGAUGAGUAAUUUGAUAGAGAUUGAUGCAUUUUUGAGAGGAAAGAGAUGAGCCUUAGCGCACAACACAGUCUGUCACAAACAAGCAGAUAAACAUGUCGGGAACAACCGCACGUCUCCAAAAAUGGGUCCAAAUUGAAGUAUGACUACACACAAAGUAUUGUAAAGUGGUCCAUUAUUUAUUGUUUGAUAUCUGGGCUCAUUUGGAGUUGAAUUUGAGAAGAUCCAAACUCAGGUCCUCAGAAUAGUCAAACUGUUACUUCUUCUGAUGCACUUUUGAAGAGAAAUAACAAACAGGAAGGUACUUUGGUUAACAGUACACAAACGCCUAGUUUACUGAUGAUGUGAAUAUGCAGGAUCAUGUGAGAGCUGAUGGACAAGAGAAAAGAAAGAGCUCAGGUGUGUGAUGGAGCUCCGCUCUCCAAAGUGCUGACCUCUCUCUCUCAAACACACACAAACAAACACACACCUACACACACACACACACACACUUGUCCAGAGGGAUAAACACACUCACAGCAAACCUUAUAUGUAUUUUUCUGAUUGCAUGUGUGCGUGUUUGUGUGGGAGACAUUUUUUUUUUUUACCCGACUGCACUCCAAUCUCUCUCCCUUCUUGCCACUCUGUUCACACACACACACAUGGAAUUUUUUUCAUCCUCUAAUCCCAAACUGCUUAAGGAAGCGAAGGGGAGAAAUCCCUUUACAAUGUCUGGGCUCAGCAGUGUUUGGUAACUGCUCACACUGCCUCACGUUGUGGUUGGAGGCAGAGGAAUGCUGCUCGCUCUUCCAGACACCCUAUCAGCUCCGUGUGAUAUGCUCUCCGACAGAUGUUGAAGCUGUGUUGUCAGAGUGCUGCUUCUGUAUUUGACAGUUGUGUGAAGUUGAAUACACAUCCCGGGAUUUUUUUUUAUUUCUUUUAUUUUUAAAGCUCACAUGUUUUUUGGGAAGGAGGGUAGGAUUGCAUGGUGCACGGUAACACCAUGUGUGUUUUUUCAGCGUGUGUGUGAGAGAAGAGAACAAAAGCAAAAACUGCCAGAGGGAAGAAAUUACACAAACCUUCAAGAGAAAUUAAAGAGAAGUUUUUUUUUGUCAAGACAGUGAUGUGUUAUAUUUAAUAAAUCACACUUGUCUGUUAUAUAAUGCUCCUAACAGAGCUUAUGUGCUCAUGCCUUUAUCUAUUCUUAGUUAUUUGUCAGAGCAUCUUUCUCACAUUUGUUUCUGCUGCGAAGAGGCAGGUAGAGCAGAGAUGCAGAGAGCUCCUGAGAGGCAAAGGGAUGAGAGGAUGAGGGGGUCUGUCAAGCUUUUCUGCCAUGAUUGAAAGAGACAGCGAACUUUAACAUCUGUUGGUGGAUUUAGGCUGAGCUCAUGUCUGUUGGUGCCCCUGUGGAAUAUAGGAAAGCAAAAUGAACAAGCUGACCCAAUUUCCCCCCCACCCCCACCCUUUUCUGUCAAUAAAAUCCCCCCCUGCAUAAAAUUCGACAUAAUUGUAUAAGAGUUUGUGUGAAUCUGAGAGUGUAAGUAUAUGUAUGUGUCAGAGCCCUCCCCCACAGUUUCCUCCACCCUGGUAUUACUGACUUCAACCCUGCUCCUGUGUUAGGGUCUGCACCAACCCAUUUUUUUAUUUUAAAUGCUUAAAAGAACCACAUAAAUUAGCUUUUUUGCAUAGAGACUUUUUUGACUUUGUCAGGAACCUUUAUUUCAACUAAAUAAAAUAAAAAAAAUUAAAUUGACUAAAUUAAAAAAAUGCUCUUAUAGAAUUAUGGCACUUGUCAUGUAAGGGUCGCUGUUGAAGUGGUUAGAUCAAUAUCUAAUAAUCAAAGCAAAAACUGAAACCAUAAGUGCACUUUCAGGCACCACACUGACAGUCAGAUCCUCUUCCAGUCAUGUGAGAUUUAGGAAAUUCUCAUUUUUCCAUGUUAUUCCCUGCACAAAAAACAGCCUUGGGCAUGUCCAGACAUGUGAGAUCAGUUCAGUAUGGAUGUCUGUGUGAGUAUAAGCAAUAUUUUCAUGGAUAAAGAAGCCUAACAGGGUAACCUAGAGAUGAGAACCAAACUGGAAGAUAGAUAAUUGUUUGUAGUGUAAUUUACAGCUGAUUUAAAACAUGGGUCAAAACCGACCCUUAACAUGGUGGAUGCGUAGUAAAAGCUAACACAGGAGGAAAGUAAACUCACAGCACAGGUUUAUAGUCCAACCUAAACUGCUCAUACCUGCCAUCUCCAUCUAUGGGCUAAAACAGGUGUUAUGUGCGUUAACAGGUGUACUGAUGUGCUAGCAUUUUCUACCAGGCCUCACAUAUAAAGCUCCACUUAUAUUGUUUGUUCUCGUCAUGAAAAAUUUACAGGAUUUAACUUUGAAGGAGCGCAGUGUGGGGUCUUCAUGGAGAAGAGUGAGAACAAAGUGCUGUGUCAUGGCUGCAGAGAGAAACAGGACUUAAAAAAUGUAUCUGCGUGCGUGUGUGCGUGCGUGCGUGUGUGUGUGUGUGUGUGUGUCAAGUCUGAGACAAGCGGAGAGAGCAUAAGCCUCUGGGUUAUGCUUACAGAAAAUGCCAGCAAAGCACCCAAAGAUGAUAAAACAACAAGCACACACUCAAACAGACUGUCACGCAGAUAUACACAUACACACACAGAUGCACACACUUUGGUAAACAAACAUCCGCCCAAUCUCUGCUCCAGUAUGAUCGAACUGUAAAAAAUAUUUUAAAAAAGAAACCUAAAGCAGAAUCCAUAUGAGUCACUGCUGGUUUUCUGUUGUUUACUUGAACAGCUGCACAUGGAUUAAGUAAAAGCUUGAAGUUCAGAAAAACACCCGGAUGAUAAAAUGGACUUCCCAGAACUGCAAGAUAGAUUAUUAUUGCAAAAAGGACCAAAGCAGGGACUGGCCUUUACUUUUCUACUGAUCUGAGUCAACUUGUGGGAUGAUGAUUUGUAUGAGCGUGGACUCAUGGAGAAUUGUCAUCUCCUGAGCAGAGUGGGUGAUACAGAUCAGUUUUUUUUUUGUUUGUUUUUUUACAGUGAAAUCAUUUUAAUACUCUUAAUGAGUAUUUAUAAUGAUAUCUUGUUAAUGGCUAUAGGUCGGUUAGGAUGAUGAGUAGAUCUAACAUCUCCACAGACCUUUGACUGUUGUCACAGAACCGGGCCAUCCCGAUGUGAAAAACUGCUAGGUUGAAAAAAAGCCAUUAAAGUUUAUAUACUGUUAAAAGCAAACACGCAGCAGAAUAGUGUUGCAGUUCCACCACAGCGUUCUCCCAAACUAUUAAAGUUAAUGGAGCGGUCUCUUUACAGCUUCAAAAGAGCAUAAAAAAUCCAUCAAACUGUGCUGUUUGGUUGUCUGUAUUGCUGUGAAAUGUGCCAUUUCUAUCUUGAAGGCACAUUUGACUGUACAAACAGAAAUCCAUUGUUGUACAAAAAAAAUGACUGUCAUAUAUGUAGCAGAAGAGGCACAUUAAGGGUCCAAUAUAUUUACUUUUGAUAAGCUUAUCGAAAAAGAAUAAUAUUACGAGAAACGCAGAAAUGCAUCUCUUGUUAUCCUAAAAACAUGUCCGCAGGCUUCUGUCUUCACACUUAAGCUAGAGAUAAACAGUUAGUCUCAAAAUCCUUUUACAGCUUGUAUAAAGCUUACUUCUUCAAUAAACAGUAUGUGCCAAGAGAUGAGAAAAGUUUUGCUCCUGUAUUAGUGUCACUGGUAGGGGUGGGAGAAAAAACGGAUACCGCAUAGUAUCGUGAUAUUUUGUCUGGUGAUAUAUUGUAUCGUCUCAUUUUCCAAGUAUCGUUUUUUUAAAAUUAAUCACUAAUAUGAAGUCAAGUCUAUGAUAAUGGAAAGAAUAAAAUCAACUGUUUGUCCAAUGAGGUUGGCAGAGGUGACAUCAUAGGGCAGGAGAAAGUUAGUACAACAAAUAUAUAUAUAUAAGGUUUGCAAGUUGUGCUACAUUAAAACAAAAUACAGCAUAAGUAAGACAAACAUAAAGGAAAGUCAAAUGCUAAAUUAGCUGAACAGUUGAAAAAAUGAUAUAAAUCGCAACAUAUUGUAUCGCAAUACUCACUGUAUCGUAAAAUGUUAAAUGAUAUCGUAUCAUGGCCCGAGUAUUGUGAUAAUAUCAUAUCGCGGGGCCUCUAGUAAUUCCCACCCCUAGUUACUGGUUUUAGGUUCCCUAAACAACGGAGCCAUGAGAUUGACGCUCUCAUCCCUCAUAAUCGCCUUAGCAAGCUAAAAAGAACGCCACAGGAUCCUGUCAUUCGUUUUUGUAGUUUACUUCUAAAACCAAAAACAAAACAAUAAACUAGUACAGCAUGAGUAUAUAAACAUAUAAGUGCGCAACAUUCAAAAUAAGAGGAGAGUGAGUGAGCGAACGAGUGAGGUCAAAAAACUGUGUGGCUCCACUCCAUGAUGCCUGACGUACGGGUUAACUAUGCUCACAGAUAUCAAUACGCAUAGAACACUCUUUAUGCGAUUUUUAAACCUGUAAAUAUCCAUCCAUAUUUUUACGUUAAAUGAACUUAUCGACAUGAAUUAUCUUACUGUAAAUAAUAUAAAUAACUAGAAUUUACCACAAUUAACACAAAAAUACUUUAAUACAUAAACUUAAAUUAUCCAAAUAUUGAUGAACUCAAAAUAGGACCUAGGCUCCUACGCUGGUGGUGUAGCAUAAACAAAAAGCUGAAUAGCAUCUGAGUCUCUUUUGCUUUGUUUGAGUAGAAAAUGACUGAAAACUGCUUCAAAAACCAUUUUGACACACUGACUGAACCCCAACUAACCAUAAACCACUGCGGUCCAAUUUGAAGUUGCUCAUCAGAAUAUUUCUUCAAAUGCGGCAAUAAAGGACGUCUGAGAUGCUGCUAGAUCUUAAAAGCAUCAGUGAGAUGCUCAGCCAUCUGUCAACAACGAGUGUCAGGAAUGAACAUCAAUAAAGCAAACUGCUCUCAAGUGAAAUACACUUUUCUCACACAGCGAAUAAUUUACUCUGAAUAAUCAAUGAUCUAUUGUCUGUGUGAUGAUAAGAAGACUUUUAGUCAUCUCGAGGGUUGUCAGAAGAGUAAAAUGACUUGAUCUUAUUUGUUUCUUUGACAUGACGUAAAAUUAGUCAUAACAUUGUGAUUACAACAAUUUGUAAUGUUGUCUCUGCCAUCAAAAGAUAGGCUAUGACAAUCUUUUAACCCCGAAAAUGAAAAGAUUAACAUGUUCAUGCACUAUGGGUGUGUCUCAGGACAUCCCAAAGCCUUUAGUACCUUUUUAUUUUCACUGUUUUAUCCAAAAGGCUGCAAUGCCUUCAGACAAGCUCAUGCCUCUGUAAUUUAUUGUCUCCAGAGUCCCAGAGACAGGCACAGAGGUGGGCUGGAAAGCGUGCCUUAAGUUGUGUGCCUAUGUAGAUAAGAUAGCAGUUUUGGUCAAUUCCACCUGCUCAGACCACCUCUUAUCACACACCCACAGAGGAAACUCACACUGCAUCCUUUGGGGAGAAGCCAGCCAUAACUGACCUUUACAAAUGGCUGCUGGGACCUCACCUGCUGAAAUAAAAUCCCUCUUACAGCUACAAAAAUACAACUGCAAAGGAACAGUCAGCCACACCCACAUGUGUUUGCACCUUGAGACUGCGAGGUGUAAACACAUAAGGUGGAGGUUAUGAUAUUGUUUGGUGGUUGAGUGUUAACCUUUGUUUUGUGUGUGUUAUGUAGGAGUUUGCCACCCUGACGAAGGAGCUGAACAUAUGCCGGGAGCAGCUGCUGGAGAAAGAGGAGGAAAUAUCGGAGCUGAAAGCUGAAAGGAACAACACUAGGGUAUGCUUGUGUGUGUGUGUUUGUGUGUGAUGAUGAUGCUGAUGAAAAUAAACACUGUUUCUUGGCUUCAAAUUAGUAUUCUCUUUGGUGGCUCAUGUCAUCAUAUGUGUGUGUGUGUGUGCGCUGUAGCUGCUGUUGGAGCACCUGGAGUGUCUGGUGUCUCGUCACGAGCGCAGUCUGAGGAUGACAGUGGUGAAGAGACAGGCACCUCCACCAUCUGGAGUCUCAAGUGAGGUGGAGGUCCUCAAAGCCCUGAAGUCACUGUUUGAACACCACAAAGCUUUGGAUGAAAAGGUGGACGCACCAAAACACGCUCACACACAAUACUGAAGGGUGUGGUCUUGUCUUUGAAAUACAUGCAGUAGAAACAAUUGAUCUAGGCUGAAAUUCAUGCAUCAUGAUCUACUUUGUCAUUCAGUUUUAAGUUGAUUUCUCUUUGCCUUAAGUGUAAACAAAAUGCUUUUUUGUCCUCAUGUUCCCGAACUCUGACUUUCCGUGUGUCUGCUUUGGGUGUUUGUCAGGUACGUGAGAGGCUUCGGGUAGCUCUGGAGAGAGUUGCCACCCUGGAGGGACAGCUAGCUGCUACCACGCAAGAGGUGAGAUCUGAGAGUGUGCGUUUCAUUGUUGUUUUUGUGGCUGAUGAAAAGUUCAACAUGUGUGCGUCACCUUGCAGACAUAUGUAAAAGCCUUCAGUCUAAUCUGAUUUAUGUUUUGAAAUGUCAUGCUGGGUAUCGGGGUCUGUACUCUCACAAACCUCUGUUCAACACACACACAUUUAGGCACUUGUGCGUACUCAUACACAAACUUGUCUUCCUUUUUUAAAACAUAUCUAAAACAAACUAUCCGAGAGAUCAUGUUGUCUCAAGCACACUGGCAGCUGUACUUCAACAUUUCACUUUUGGAGGCUGAGUUUUGUUCUUGGAUUUCAUAUGAGAACAGAAAACGACAGUAAAUGUUUGAGUUAUGCAUAGCUUUUUCCUGUUUGAAUCUCUUGCAGUUAAACAUGGUGAGACAGAGGAAGGACAGUGACUCACUGGAGCGAACAGAUGGAUCCAAACCUACAUGGAAGGUCUUCCUUACUGUGUGAUUGUUCUUCUGCUCUGUGCUUCUUGUUUGUCCAUAGUUUCCUCUCUCUGACUAUAAACUGAUGUCUGUGUGUCUUAUUUCUGUCCUUUUUUUGACACCUUAACACACACACAAACUCACAUAUACUCCCCGAGGCUAAAUGUAACGUGAACCUUAGCUUCUCCUGUUAAUAUACAAACUCCCACUCUCUAUUUAAACCUUGUCCUCCAUAUUUUAAGGCCAGGCCUUAAACAAGCUCACAUUAUGUAACCGUGUCUGGGUCCAUCCACAGGGAGUAUAAAAAAACUCCCCUCGAUUAAACAAAAGAGUCUGUUUGUAUCUGGAUGGAAAUCAUCUUCCUCUGUGUGGGCAGACAGCCGAGGAGGAGCAGAGCGAGAUGCACUCACUUUGGUUUUUUAUUUCUUUGGCUUGCAAAAAGAAAGGAGGGAAAAAAAGCUAAAAGAAGUAUCAUGUACAGUCACUUGAUAAAGGGAAGGAUUUAACUCAGAAAAUCAAUAGCCGGGCAUUGAGAGGAGACGAGAAUGUGUCUAAAGACGCCUCUCAGAGAAUGAUGGAUAAAAGAUGAGGAGAAAAACAUCAGAGCAGGAGUCUUUGGAGAGAGGACAUGGUUGAGAUGUCAGUGUAAAGGGGUCCCAGUCUAAACCCCAUGAUGUUGCAUCCUUUUACGGACAUUUUGAUUUACUGCUUUUGUAAUAAAACCAAACCAAGACCCUUUUAAAGUCAUGUCGCUCUUCAUGACCACUCAUAGACUGUAUAUACUAAGGACAACUUGGUUCUGCCCUCCACCAGUAUACGGAUUUGAAGUCGAAAGCUCUCGGUAUUUCCACGAUUUUUCUCCACUUCCUGAAAUUAACAUUGCACGGUAGCGUUGUACGCAUUCAGCGAGAGAGUUGUGGAGAGUCGCUGUGAUGACGCUCAGCUCAAACAGCGUUCUUCGUACAAUCUUCGUACGCCCAUAGGCUGUAUCAAGUGUCAAUCAUAAAAAACACGAACCCCUUAAUAACUUUAAAAGAUUGAGAUGUACAGAAAAAAGAGGACUUGAGCACAAACCAGUCUUACUCAACAUCGCAACCAGGGGGAGAAGCAUUUAUAUUCUGUGUAAUAAAUUUCUAAAGUUUGUCUACAGCUCCAUAGAGAUUGCUGGAGGAAGCAGGUUUUAUGAUCUAUACUGCAGCCCGUCACCAGAGGGUGCUGUUCUCGGGGUGGCUUCACCCAGCGAGGAGGUAGACGCCGUCCAUUCUAUAUACAGUCUAUGUGACUGCUCUGUCGGUCAGAUGUGCAGUGCCAUUUGCAGUAAAUCUAUAAGGCUAAACUGGGGUCAUGUGUCUGGGUUAAUCCCAGGUGUGUUCUCGGAAACAGAUUCAGACCAUUUAGCCAAAUUUCCUGCUGUGUUUUUUCAGUCUCUGUUUAUAUUUCUGGAGGGUAUUCAUGAGAAGGCAAAAGUGGAACAUAAGGGAGGAAGAAAGGAGGGGGGAAUCCUUCUAACCUUGGCUGCCCACUGUGUUGUCUGUCUGAAUAUGUGUCCCUGUAGGUUUGUUUAAUUAAAGCCCUGGAAUAAACUGCACUUUAAGCUGUGAGGAGCAAAGCAACAACAUCAAAACAACAACAUGGCAGCCUAACCUCAGUCAACCCCCUCUCCCUCUCUUUUGCAGAACACUUUUUUUAUCUGGGUCAUCCAACUUUAUUAUUGCUACAACAACUCUCUCAUCUGUGUUAUUUCGAGUCUCUCCCGACAUAUGUUUCAUGUGAGAUCUGCUCACUCUGUUUGUCCUCCUUACAGAGACUACCUAACGGCUCUAUAGACGCACAUGAUGAUGGCAGCCGGGCCUCUGAGCUUCAGGACCUGCUGGAUCGGACCAACAAGGAGCUGGCGCAGAGUCGGGAGCACACGGCCACCCUCAACGCCCGUAUGGCCGAGCUGGAAGCUGAGCUCACGAACGCACGGAGAGAGCUGAGCCGCAGCGAGGAGCUGUCAAUCAAACAACAGAGGGAACAGAGAGAGGUGAGAGCAGAGGAAGUGUGCAGAUGUUUUCCAAGAAAGCACCGAGAACAGUUCAGUACAAAAUCCUGCAGCUUCACAAGUACAGGGACCAUAGAUUCAGAGCAGUAAGGGAAGUAUUGGGAUCAUAUUAAUUAAAGAUGCACCAAUCCUUUUUUUUUCUCGAUCCAAUCUGAUACUGAUACCCGGGCUGAGCGUAUCGGCUGAUAUCAAUAAGAAUCUAAUACUACUGUUGAAUGAAUGACCUGUAUACCUGUGAGUGAAGGCAUCAGGCUUGACAUUAGCCUUGUUAAAAAAAAAGGUAACAAAUGAACACAGAUAUAAAUUUACUUAAUAUUUUUUAUCAACAAAUAACAAAUUAACACAGAUAUAAAUUUACUUAAUAUUUUUUAUGAACAAAUAACAAAUUGCACAUUAGCACACAGCAAAAAGAAGUAAGACUUCCAUGUAUUAAAAGAAAAAUUAAUUUUAAAAAAAAAAUCAAAAAUAUCGGAUCAGUACAAUAUUGAUGUAUUUUUAUUUUGUCCCUUUGAGAAACUCUGUUUUUUACCCAUUAAAUGUAGUUCUCUCUCUUGGAUAGAAAAUGCACAAAAUAGCAGACAGCUAACACUGGCUCAAAGUAAAGUUAAAUAUACACAUAUACAGUAUUUUGCAUUGAAAGAUAAGAAGAACUUUAUUGAACCCCAAAGGGAAAUUCAAUAAGGGGUCUCUGUAGUUUAUUCAGGCAGAAAUAAAGCACAAAUUAGUCUUUUCACAUCGCCGUGCUCAUUUUUGGGACCUUUUCUCACAUUGUUUUCCUUUUGUUGUUGUGUCUCUAUCCGCAAAGAGAGAGGACAUGGAGGAGAGAAUAACAACUCUAGAGAAACGUUACCUGGCCGCUCAGCGGGAGACCACACACAUCCAUGACCUCAACGACAAACUGGAGAAUGAACUGGCCACCAAAGACUCACUGCACAGACAGGUAACAUCCUAAAAAAAAACUGCUUAUACACUCAUUUCUAUUAUUACCCAUGUCUGAUCAGGAUCAUCCACAUAAUAUCACGCUCUGAAGGCCUGUAUCAGUUUGUAUGAAUGCUUCAUGCCACCAUUCUGCUGUUCUCCGAUGUUUUUAGAUGUUCCAAUCCGAGGAGUUGUUGAAAAACACAGAUAUAUGCAUAUGGCUUGUUCGUCGUGAUCCAAGAUGACUUAUUUCUGAUGCUCUCUUUCUUUUCUUGCGAUAUUUAAUAUUUCAUGCUUCAACAGUGCCAUACAUAAUAAAGCAGAGAGAGCAGGACAUCAGUUGGGCUUUUGACAAGUCUGACAAUGCAUUUAAGGUAUUGAAGAAUAUUUUAGUGAAUGGUGUGUGAGCGACAGAGAUGUCCUCCUCAUAGGUUCAUAUGCAGUUCAGGGUGAAUGUGAGUUCAGCUCCACACCGGGAAUUCCUUCAGUUCACUCCAUUUGAGCCAGCGUGCCGUGUCCUUGCUACUUUCUGGUUGCACAACACUGACUACACAUCUCUUGAGAUCACAUAAUGUCACUCUUCAUCCUUUGCACGCAUUUGUGUGUUUGUGUGUGUGCACAUCUGCGUGUCAGAGCGAGGAGAAGGUGCGCCAGCUGCAGGAGAUGCUGGAGAUGGCAGAGCAGAGGCUGGCUCAGACCAUGAGGAAGGCUGAGACGCUGCCAGAGGUGGAAGCUGAACUGGCACAGAGAGUGGCAGCGCUUUCAAAGGUAACGCAAUCACACACACACACGCCACAGACAUGAGCAGAAAGAAAGUGCAUCAAGAGGCACAAAAAAAAAACAGAGAAACAGACACACAUAUAUUGAUAAUAUAGUUAGAGUGAUUGCAACCAGAGGUACUUGCACUGAUAUGGAAGUGUCUCCCCCUGCAGGCUGAGGAGCGCCAUGGCAACGUGGAGGAGCGUCUCAGACAGCUGGAGUCACAACUAGAGGAGAAGAACCAAGAGCUAGGAAGGGUGUGUGUGCAUGUGUGUGUGUGUACACCAGCCCCUCAGGGUUUUCCUGACCUCUCACAAUGAUGCACUGUAUAUGUGUGUGUAUAAGUGUGUGGGCUGACAUUUCACAUGAGCAGGAUGCUUUGACAGUUCACUAAAUAUGUGCUUCCUCAUGCAUACGCACAUAUGCGAACACUUAAGGCGUACACACUUAUGUAGAGCUCUCCAUUUUCUCCAUGCAUUGUUGCAUGAAUUUGAACCAAAUCCACAAAUCUUUCUGCAACACACCCCCUCCCCCCCUCUAUAAGACUGAUUGGCUGCUAUCUUUAGACUCUGAAUAAUUCACGCAAGACUAAUUUCUUGCUCUCUCUCUGCCAUUGCAUGACUAUAUUUAGUCAAAGAUGCUCUCUGAGGAUGCAGAUUUGUGUUUUCAUGUGUCUGGGUUAAUUUACUUUGGUAAUUACAAUAUAAUACAUAUUAAACACUGAAUUCCCCAUUUAAGAAAAGGCGUUUAACCCUUUUUAUUAGCACAUAAAUGAGUGUAAUUAAGUCUCUCUGGCUGUGAGAUCCAUUGUUGGCCAAGAGGACCUAUAUCUGGCAGCUGGUGAUCUCAGGCUAAAUACACACUUCAUCCUUUAAUCCAUGCAGAGAUGCUUGAUUAGCUGCUUAAAUACACCCAAAUGGAGUCUGUCUCAAAGAGAAAAUUUGAUGAUCUCACCCCCACCCCCCAUCUGGUUUUUGUUCUCUCUAUGCUCUCCAGGCUCGUCAGAGAGAGAAAAUGAACGAGGAGCACAACAAGCGUUUGUCUGACACAGUGGAUCGUCUACUCACUGAGUCCAAUGAGAGACUGCAGCUCCAUCUGAAAGAGCGCAUGGCUGCCCUGGAGGACAAGGCAAGGCCCGAGUGCACACAUUCAUCGAAGCAGCAGUGGCGGCAGCGGCUCAUAUUGCCGUUGUUAUUGCCUCAAAGAAUAAAUGAAUGUACAGUUCAGCACAUGUUAUUCUUGGACCACAGAUUUGUUUUGACGCAGUUUGAUGGUUUUCUGUCUAGAACUCCCUCAUUCAGGACCUUGAGAACUGCCAGAAACAGCUCGAAGAGUUUCAUCACACCAGGGUCAGUGAGACACGAAUGAUUCAUCAUAUCCACUGAGAUCUACUUCUCGUUCAACUGAAAUGACCCAAAUAAGUGGUGAAACAUAGUGGAUGCCAUUUGCACAUUACUGCAGUACUUGUUCUUAUGCUUCUUCAUAUUUUUCAUUUCAGAGUAAAAUCAUGUUGUUGUUUUUUAACUCCAUCUGAUUUAUUUGAUAACUUCAAGUUUUACUUUGCAAUGAUGAAAUUGUUUUUUUUCCAAAUGUAAAACACGCAUGAAGCUGCCAAAUAAUUUACACACUCAAAUCCGUAAACUAGCUCAAUUUGAGCAGCUGUCACUAAAAAGAGCUUAUCUGUGAGAGUUUGACAACCACCCACAUGGACAUUUAUUUCUGAAAGAUUAUCAGAUAACUGCUGCUCACAUGAUGCUAAACAUGAAGCUACAGCUUCAUAUAAAGGCUUAGAAAUUUUCAUAACUUUACACAGUAAGGGGCACAGCUGCGUUGACAGACAGGUAGGUGCAUUGUACCUCUUUGCUAUGAGGAUUAUCGCUUUAGCUCCACCUCUUUCUGUGUUGACUGCAGAUUACAUUUAGCCUGUAACUUUGCUGUGUCCAAAGGUAACAUGCCUGUUGUGACCCCCCAAGCUUAAAACUAGCAUGUUGGAUCUAUAAUUUCAAAAGCACAGAAGCAUGUUAACCUGAGGGAUUAGGGGAUUAACUAUUUCUCAGGCUCAGGCAAAUCGAGAAAAUUUGUGAAUUGGGAAAGAGUCUGGUUGACUGUCUACUCCUGUUUCCAAAAUUUCCUGAGCCAAGCUUACAGACUGAGCAGUGCAGCUUCACUUUUACAUGACACUAGGGAGUGGCAUCGAUUUUCUCAUUCAACUCCCAGCAAAAAAAAAAAACAAAAGAGUCUAUCUCCCAAAUGCCAAUCCAAUUUUGGGCUUUUUUAGUUGUUAUUGACAGAGGAAAGGACAGCAGAGCAGGACAGGAGGUAUGGAGUGGGAAGUGUCGUGCAGGACAGAGGCCACAGGGUGGGACCAAACAUGAGUCUCCUGUGACUGUUGGGCACACUUGGUCUACUUAAGCCCAUUUCUGUACUUGUCACUUUUACUUUCACUUACUUUUUCACAUUUACCUGUACUGAAGUAGAAGUUUAUUAUAGGUAACACUACUUUUUAACAAAUGAACAACAUGAAAGAACUGUCCAUAAUGCCUUUCUCCCCCUCAGGAACGGCUGAUCGGAGAAAUCGAUAAACUGAGAAAUGAGAUCGACCAUUUGAAGCGUCGCAGUGGAGCUUUUGGAGAUGGCACCCACUCUCGGUACUGAAACGCAUGAACAGAGGGGUGAUAGAUUCAUGACAUCUGAACAGAUAAGACUUCUCUCCCAGGAUUAAGCACUACAUUGUUUAGUGAUAAUUACUGAAAUCAUGCUAUGACCUGUGUUGACAUAAGAUGUUGAUACUUCCUUUAAUUUGUUUACUGUCUGUGUUUCCAACCCUCCCUCAUACAAUGUGUGUAUGCUUUAUUGAUGAUAUCAUGUUCCUCAUUUUUGAACCUCAGGUCUCACCUGGGAAGUGCCAGUGACCUUCGCUUCUCAGUGGUGGAGGGCCAGGAUGGCCACUACAGCACAACAGUGAUCAGGAGGGCACAGAAAGGCAGACUGUCAGCUCUAAGAGACGACCCCAAUAAGGUGCUUGUUAAAAACAGCCCUUGAGUUUGUCACAUACAAAAAAGAUAGUCAACUUACAGAUCAUGUUUCAAUUAUUCCUCUAACCAGACAGAGCCAUGUACACGUGCCUUAUCUGAGUUCAUGUCUGCUUUACUAAUAAGUGCCCAUGCUUGGCUUUUGUAUGAUGAUCUUCAUGCCUAACUCACCAUUCUCUACUAACCUCUCUGUCUCUCUUUCACCUGCUGCUGUGGACAUGCUGUCUGAUGUAAGUUCAUCCAUCCACAAGUGUCAUCAUGUAUUUUUAUGUGUAUCUGUCCAAUGAAAAUGUUACAUGUUUGCUUAAACAUUUGGAUUUUGUUUUCUCUUCAUAAACGUCUCACUCAUUUGUUACGCCCAGGUGUGCGCGAUGUUUGAACAGGACUACCCCUCGUUGCGUGGGAGCGUCAGCCACCUCCUGGGCAGCGACAUGGAGGCGGAGUCAGACAUGGAUGACGACGUUAGCUCCGCCCUUCUUUCCCCCAGCGGCCAGUCAGACGCUCAGACUCUUGCUCUCAUGCUGCAGGAGCAGCUUGACGCUAUCAAUGAGGAGAUAAGGUGUACAUUAAAUUACUGCACAUGGCUCUUCUGUGAUCCCAGUUGGGAAGCUGGGUCAGUGCAGCAGCAGCAUGACACAGGAGACAGAUAAGAGAACAAAGUAUGGAAGAUAAUGCAACAAAUGAUUACAAGAAAGGGGGCAUUUUAGGAGAUACUACAGCAAAUUAAAGUACUGCUGCUGCUGCUGCUGCUGCUGCUGCUGCUGCUGCUUGUUAAUGCCAGGCAUGAAGGCCUGUGGCCAGACAUGAUGCACCAGAACGGUUACCGCUUUUGAUAGGAAGAUAAUGAUGAUAACAUCUAGAUAAGUUUCUCCUCUGUAAAAUUUCUUUUGAGAGAAGAUGCUGUUUAUUGAAGCAAACAAGGUCCUCAUGUGAAAUCUUUGUCUGUGCUCACAGAAAAGAGAUAAAGAAUAGAGACUGAAUAUGCUAAUUCGAUGUAAAUGCAAAGUUAAUGCUGCCAUCCAAUAGAUAAGACGUCCUGUAUUAAAAAAUAACAUGUAUGUCGAUUUUUGUGUGUGUAUGUUCAGGAUGAUCCAAGUGGAAAGAGAGUCUGCAGACCUCCGCUCAGAUGAGAUCGAGUCUCGCGUAAACAGCGGCAGCAUGGACGGACUCAAUGUGACACUCCGGCCUCGUGCUCUGCCCACCUCCGCCACUGCCCAGUCUCUGGCUUCAUCCUCCUCCCCACCCACCAGCGGCCACUCCACACCUAAACACCACUCACGCAACGCCAGCCACCAUCUAGGCAUCAUGACUCUGGUCAGAAAGCACACACACAUGCUUACUCCAUACACAGAAAUAUAUGUUUCAUUUCUAAUUUUAAAAUGUAAUGUGUCAUUUUAUCUCACAGCCAAGUGACUUGAGGAAACACCGCAGGAAAGUAGCCGUAAGUUUGCACAGAAAACUACAACUUCACAGGAAUUAUUUUGUCAGAUUGUGGCUGUAAGUGACCGAGCUGAGUUUCUUUUCUAACUCCCGUAGUCUCCUGUGGAAGUGGACAAAGCUACCAUCAAGUGUGAGACAUCACCUCCCUCAUCCCCACGCAGUUUACGGCUGGAAACUAACUUUGCUCAGUUCACAGGCAGUCUAGAGGAUGGCCGAGGGUAAAUACACACACAUACACACAAAGAUAGUGUUAAAGUAUAAUAAAUGAGCAUUGGCAUAGAUCUUUGAAUAUCUCUAAAGCUUCAAACCCAGAGAAACAAACCCUUACUUCACUGAUGAACAGUUGGCAGUGAUAUAAGUUUCAACCUCAAUGUAACACAGUUUCUCAUUGGUGUUUGCAGUAAGCCGAAGAAAGGCAUCAAGUCGUCUAUUGGCCGAUUGUUUGGGAAGAAGGAAAAAGGCAGAAUGGAGCAGACUGUGGGCAGAGAAGGACAGACCCUACCUGCCUUGACAGGUACACUUCAGACUACACAGCAUACACCACAGGCACCAACAGAGCCCACAGGAGAGACAGAAACUAACAUUGAUUCUCUAUGUUCAGACUUUGAGAUGGGCAUCGGUGACACUAUGACCCUGGGAAAACUGGGAACUCAGGCUGAGAGGGACCGCAGGAUGAAGAAAAAGUUAACAUAAACUCCUUUCUUUGACAUUUCAAGUGUUUUAUCAUCUUAUUUUUGUAACUAACCAAGGCUUUUCUCUGGUUAGACAUGAGCUUCUGGAGGAGGCCAGGAAAAGAGGUCUGCCGUUUGCCCAGUGGGAUGGUCCCACUGUUGUCUCUUGGCUGGAGGUAUGUUCUCUACUCAUACCGUCUUUUUAAAAUUAUUUUAACCUUUAUUUAACCAGGAGAAACAGAAGUCAUCAAGAUUAAAAAUCUCAUUUUAGAGAGUGCCCUGGUUAAGAUAAGCAGCAGCAAAUGUAAACGCCUUUUUGCCCGUCUCAGUUCUGACCUUUGGAAAAGGUCUUGGGGUCCAGAAGUUUAAGUUCCUGUACACCUAUAAACCCAAAACUCUUGAAAAAAAAACCUCUUUCAUGCUUGGAACUCUUUACUCCAAAAAGAAAAACAGUAUACAAUCACUGAAAAUACCAAACAGACCAUCAGAGUCUGAUCUCCAUCUCUUCCUCCUCUAUCUGACCUUUUAUGGUAACAAUGGUGUUGAUGAUGCAUAUUUUGACAUCUCUUGCCAGCUGUGGGUGGGAAUGCCGGCGUGGUAUGUGGCAGCCUGUCGUGCCAAUGUGAAGAGUGGAGCCAUCAUGUCAGCUCUGUCUGACACAGAGAUCCAGCGUGAGAUUGGCAUCAGCAACCCUCUGCACAGACUCAAACUGCGCCUGGCCAUCCAGGAGAUGGUCUCCCUCACCAGCCCGUCUGCACCUCUUACCUCCAGGACGGUAUGAUGACAGAACAAAUAUACUUUCAUGCUAACCCUUCCUACAUGCAUGUAAAUACAUGUACACAAAUAUUAAUAUGGAACAACACAAAAAUAGAUGAAGAACAAAUUAACCCACUCGAAGCACACAAAACUUUUCCCACUAUCGCCUUCACUCUGCACCCUGGGGAUUUGACUCCUCACUCCUAUUUUUAUUAUUAUUAUUGUAUUUCUUUGCACUCCUGUUCAGACUUCUGUAGAGGCUUAUGACUGAGCCUGAUGUGACCUUUUCAACAGACUAAAUUGCAUGGAGAUCUGCAGGGAAACAAUACACAACCAGAGCUAGAUUUAGCCAUGAGCAGCUACCUGCAUGAAAGACACUCCCUCCCUUGGCAUCACUUAACACAAUGUCUGUCUGUGUGUGUGUGCAUGUGCAUGUGUUUGUGUGUCUGUGGGGGGGGUGCUAUGCGUGAAAAUAUCCACAUGAGUAUAUUCUUGGGUAUGUUUUUUGUGUGGGCGCGUGAUUGUGUGUGUGUGUUUGCUUGUGUUUUUGUCCUCCGAGCAGUCCUCCGGAAAUGUGUGGGUGACUCAUGAAGAGAUGGAGAACCUGGCUUCCUCCACUAAAGCGGUCAGUACCAUCUGGGUGCUCCCCUCCCCUUUCACCCCCACCAAACAACACUGUCACACUCACACUGUCCCCACCGUGACACACAUAUGUUAAAUUCCCACUACAUCACACACUAACGCUUUUCCUCUGCUCGAGCUGUUUUCAUGUCUGACUGUCUGAUGUAACAGAUAAAAUGUGUCAUCUUGUAGUCUUUUGGCAAAGUCAACGAUAUGAGCGCUAUAGAUGUUUAUCGCAGUGAAAUGCAGAUGGAGGAGAUUUAUAUCUGUGCGUCUAUGUGUGCCUUUGUGUUUGUGAAUGUGCGAUAUGUUUGUCUUUUACCCCCUGUCUAUCUAACGUUAUAAACUGUCUCUACCAUGCUGCCACUCAGGAUAAUGAGGAGGGCAGCUGGGCACAGGUAAGGUCACUGAUCAGCUAACAUUUGGGUCAUUCCAUGUCAAUUCAACCAAGAAUCUCCACUCACAUCACAGAUUUUGAUGAAAUUUGGUGGAGUGAUUGGCCUUCAGGAGAAACUGUCAGAGCUAAAAUAUUUUUGUUCAAAGCCAUCUAAUUAGUGAGAUAGGGGCUAACGAAUUUUUGUCUAACUAGCAUGACAUGCGUUACAAAAGUGUUCAUAUCUCUGGAAGUAUGACACCUAGAGAGCUGAUUCAGGUGUCAUUUUAAAGCUCUCCUCAAGUUCUAUCUUUUUGUUUAAAAAGCUUUAAAAUGACACCUGAAUCAGCUCUCUAGGUGCCAUACUUCCAGAGAUAUGAACACUUUUGUAACGCAUGUCAUGCUACUUAGCCAAAAAUUCGUUAGCCCCUAUCUCACUAAUUAGAUGGCUUUGAACAAAAAUAUUUGAGCUCUGACAGUUUCUCCUGAAGGCCAAUCACUCCACCAAAUUUCAUCAAAAUCUGUGACGUGAGUGGAGAUUCUUGGUUGAAUUGACAUGGAAUGACUCAUUUACACUGUGAACAUGCUUACUGAAGAAAGAAACACAAAACUUUACUUGACCAUCACAGAUUCUACAGAAGGAAAUGGUCCAAAGAUACAAAAGAGACAUGAAUAUAGCUGAAAAAUGACAAUAACCUAGAACUUUAAGACACAAACUGGCUGUUUUUACCGAUUUGAGUGAAAGAUGUUAAAGCAAAAUGCACUAAUGCCAUAGUGUCCAACCACAUAUUUGAAUAUACAAGAUAUUUAAUCCAACUCUAUAAAAUAAUGACAGAAACUGCUUUGUGUCACCAUCUCUGUGGUUUUUAAUAUCUUAUCAUGCUGUGUUGUUUUAUUCAACGCUCCCACUCAUCUGUUUUAACAGCAUGUUCUCCUGCUCCUUCUUCCCUUUCCAGACUUUGGCGUAUGGUGACAUGAAUCAUGAGUGGAUCGGGAACGAGUGGCUGCCCAGCCUCGGUCUCCCUCAGUACCGCUCCUACUUCAUGGAGUGUCUGGUAGAUGCGCGCAUGCUAGAUCAUUUAACCAAGAAGGACCUGAGAAGCCACCUCAAGAUGGUGGACAGCUUCCAUAGGUCGGUAACUGGAGCAAUUAGCGUAGCUUCUGUUUGAAAAGCCUGUGUUUACUUUAGCUUACUAUGUACAUGAGUUAUGCAAAUGAGAAGAUGAACGACACGUGUGUGCCUGUUUUUCCUGAGUACGUGUGUGUGUGUGUGUGUGUGUGUGUCUCAGGGCUAGUCUGCAGUACGGGAUUAUGUGCUUGAAGAGACUCAAUUAUGACAGGAAAGACCUGGAGCGCCGUAGAGAGGACAGCCAGCACGACAUGAAAGGUUCACAACCUGAUACACACACACACACACAGCGAAAGAAAUGCACGCACACAUACACACUUUGAAACGCUGUUCAAACACAUGAACGUAUCUACAGUCUCAUAAGAGCAGAAUACCACCUAGUGGCUCGGCCUAAUACUGUCAGUUAGGCCUGAGUAUUGAAACAGCUGCACCUUAGACUGACCAAGAGCCAACCAAGGCAGGACUACAAUCUUCUGAUCCAAAGCACCACAUACCAAGGGUAGUGCACACACACACUCACUCACACAGAUACACUCAUGCGCACACACACACAAAUACACACACUCAGAUCUAGCAAGCCCUCUCGCCCUUUUGACCUUGAGCUCUACACAUGAACUUGACUCAGCUGUCUUGUCAAAUCAUUCAGUCUGUUUAUACACACACACACACACACACACACACCCUGUUCCAACUUGGAAAGCUGGCUGACAGCUGCAUUUUAAAUGAACAAAGGGCGUGUGCCAUUGAGUUGACAAUAUGUAGACAUGCACAUUAUCUCUUUAUCUCUUUCUUGUUCUGUCUUCUUCUUCUUCUUGCUCUCUUGCUUUGACUCCAGUGACUCUGAUUUCCUGCUCAGUUGAAGGACUGAAAUCUAAACCAUGUGCCACAGCUCCAUGAAUCUGAGUCUCUCUCUCUCUUAUCUAAGAUGUACUGGUGUGGACCAACGAGCAGGUGAUCCACUGGGUCCUGUCGAUUGGUUUGAGAGAGUACAGCGGCAACCUGCUAGAGAGUGGUGUCCAUGGUGCACUAAUCUCUUUGGAUGAGACCUUCGACUACAGCAGCCUAGCGCUCAUCCUACAGAUCCCUAUGCAGAACACACAGGUGGUUAUAAAGGAAAUCAAAACCGUUCACUCAAAGUUUGUGUUCAACAGCAGCUAUUUGCAGUGAUGUCACACUCAAGAUGGUGAUAAAGAUCAUGAAGUUGUUUUUUUGUUGGCCAACUAUCUUUAAGCUAGCUAUCAUUGAGUUUUCAAGUUGAGUGUUGACUAAGAACUAAAUCUUUUCAGUGUUUUUGACACUAUCAAACAAUUAUGUAAGCUAGGAGGUGAUUGAAUGCUAAGGAAGUUUUCUUACAAUGGCUUUUAGUCAGUUUAAUUUGUUGUUCUAGUUUGAAAACUUGCCCGCUGUCUCUCUGGAACUCAGCUUUCGUUUAUUUAUUUUCUAAAUUGCUGAUCCAAAAGGCCAUAGGAACAAAAAAAAGAUGUUUAUAUGACUUGUAAGACUGGAAUACAGCAGUUUUCAAACAUUAUUUGAGCUUUUAUGAGGAAUAAGGGACUUUUUUAAUUUGGUGGAUUGUAUUGGGUGUUUAAAGCUAUAGUGCGUAAUUUCUGUUGCCCCCUAGAGGAUUUCUGCGUUAUUACAACGAUACGGACGGCACCUCAAUAUGACAUAUGCACAUCACACACAGUAACACUCACCAGACACAGCAUACUGCUCGUCACGUUACAUGGAGAAACACUCACGACACACAACAUGCUGCUGGUCACGAACCAAGGUACACAGACUAUAACUGCCCUCACAACGCGUACUUCUCAUCACGGUACACAGAGUAACAGUCUCCACUCACUGCAUACUGCUCGUCACAGUACACAGACUCCCCGCAGUAAGUUACUAACAGCAACACAGGCUACACACCUUGUAACCUACAGCUCGUUAAGCUAACAUUACACAAUGUGGCGAACACCAAGCUGCUAACAUUAAAUUACAUCCAUAGCAUCAUUUCCAAGAAAAUAGUAAAGUACUUGGUCCAGUAUGUGUAACAGCAACACAUCCUGCUCGAAAUGAACAGUCACUUACUUAUCCAGCAGUAUCAAGGCAACAAUUGGACCUCAAUCUUCUCCUACACGGCUCUCCAUCGAGGAAAAGCGACGCUGAUGCAAAUCCACGUUAUUCACUCUCUUUCUUUGCCAACAAACCUUCUCCUGAAUGGGAAGGCUUUUUCUGUUUAGCAGGAUCCACUUCUGAACCUCUUGGUCACUUCUCCACCAUGUUGCUACUAGCAGUGCUCUCCUCCCCCCUCCCUUCUCGCUGUCAGGUAAAUCCGAGUAGAGCGUGUUAUUUUAUGUGCGCCAGCGUGGGAAUGUCGCCCCUCAACACAAAUACAAAAAGUACAAAUACUGAAAAAUACCACGAGUUGCUCGAGGAGCUGAACAGCUUAAUCAGUGUUGUAUCAUCUCCUCUUGUAGUUGCGAGGGUGAAACAGAUAUUUACAGCCAUGUGGAUCUUACACACUAUAACUUUAAACGGAUGAAAGAAGUAAGUGUAUUUUUCUGGACUGGAGGCAUGUCAUGUCACAAUGGUUCAGUUGCACCCACCAUUGCCUCAGACUUCUUCCUUCAUUUGGCCAACUCAUACUCCUGCCUCAGAUUUAUUUUUUUCUUUUUAAUCAAAAAGGCUGUGAAUCCCCUUAGAAGAGGGUUUUUUUCUAGCUAUGGGUUUCAGCACAGAUUACUUGCCUCAAAGGUGAACAAAAUCUUAAAUGUCACUCCUAUCAUCUAAGAGGUUAGUUAAACAUUUUCAAAUGUUUUAAGAGCUUUUGUUGAAUUGGCAUCAGCUCCUUUUAAUACCAAACCCUGCGUGGUUAACCAGCAGCUUCACAGUGUCUCCUGCUGAGAGAGAUUGUGUGUGCUGUUUUCCAGGCACGGCAGGUUCUGGAGAGGGAAUUUAACAACCUGUUGGCCUUGGGAACUGAUCGUCGAUUAGAAGAGGUGACUUCUCAAGCUGUGUCUUUGAUCAAAUACAAUAUCACAGAAACUGGGUCAGUUGUCUAAUUUGGCUUUUCUCCCUGUACCUGCAGAGUGGCGAUGACAAGUCGUUCCGGCGCUCUCCAUCAUGGCGAAAGAGGUUUAGGGCGCGUGAGGGAGGGGUUGGGCUUGGCAUGAUGGCGGGCUCGAUGGAAACAUUGCCUGCAGGCUUCCGCAUGCCCUCCAUGUCCAUGCCACCCUCAGUAAACUUGAUGCCGAAGAAACAGCUCCAGCCUGAAGGUGUUGUUUCAUCACUAACAUGUAUCUGAUCGACCUCAAAAUAUGAUUCUUCCUGGGUUUAUCUUUGUGCGCCUUUCUGCUUGUCUUAACUAACUGCAUGCUGUUUUCUCUCUGGCCUGCUAUGCCAACAACCUUUCUUUGCGGUGUCCUCUGAAGCUCCUCCCCCGGCGCCCCCGAGACUCGACCCCUCGGCUGUGCGGACCUAUUCCUGCUAACUUCUCUCUGCUUACUAACAAGAGCACUAAUGCUAACAGGUAAGCUUACUAAAUACUACUUAAAACUGCUGAAUUUACCGACCAGUGCGCCAUUAACUAGCAUUGCCCAGCUGUGUGAAAUGAGGCAGGAAUGUGAAACCAACUUCCCUGUAGGCCUAUCAAGCUAUUCUACUUGAAUAAUGAUAAGGUUGACGGCAGCCUUUCAGAUGUUAGUGAAUCAAAGUUGUACCUGUAUGUUGGAAAGGGUAUCAAUGCAUGAUGGAUAUGUCCGGUAAAUGUAAUAAACUGUAUUAUCAAUGUACAUUUUCCCUAAUUUUAAGAAGUCCCAUGAAAAGACUAAAACCAGCAUUCAAGUGAUCAGAAGUAUCACAAUUUGUGGAAAGUUCAUAAACCAGUAACCAAAGAAAUGUAUGGUUGUGUCAAAAUGAAUGAAAAGCAUGAAUUCGUCAAAUCAUCUCUCAACAUAAGUAACUCUAUGGUAAAAUAAGUCUGUCUAUUUUAUUAAUUUACAAUUCAAUCCUAGUUACACUCUAUUGCAGCUGUGCAAACCCAUUAAAGCACACAGUUUAUUUUUCCAAAUUUACAAUAAUCAGCAACAAGUGCCCUGUUAACCCCGAUAGGAGGCGCAGCAUACAAAAAUCAACAACUUUUUUCCUUUUUUAAACUUUUAAAGCUAUGACUUUAGAUUUAUGUCCUGUUAAUGCUACAGUAAAAUAUGAGUCAGUGACUUUUGAUGACAUUCCAAAGGCUAAGAGGGGACAUUGUUGGACAAACCUGUAAUUUUUUAAAACUGAUUUGCCAAGAAUACACAAACUUUAGCAGCUUUUCCCAUAGAUAGUUAAAACAAUAAAAAAGAUGUGAUAAAAAGAGGUUACAGACUGCAUAAAUAAAUAAAUACUGAAUUAUGUUUUUUUUAGAUUAUUGGUUACUUAAUUGUUAACAGGCUGUUGGUUUUUACUGUUUUAUGUUGUAAAUUUCCUGCAUCCUUCAAAACAAACCAACUCUUGCACCAAAGAAAUGUUCAUUUUUAAGAGUUACUCCCUGGUAAUGAAACUUUUACCAGUUUCAUACCAUGAAAUAUCAGCUGAUAUGAUACAUGUCAAGCUCAACUGUAGCAUGAACUCAUCCUUUUUCUUACUCCCCCUCUCUUUCUCCUCUUUUCUUCCAGUGCAUUCUCAUUACCUAUACGGACAUAUGCUUGCGGCCUUUUGAGAGUGAUAUGCCAAAUCUGGAGAGGGAGUCCUGGGCACCACUGGCAGGGAGUGUUCACUCCUUUUGCUGCCCGGCCUUACCUCCCACCUUUCACCUCUCACCACUCCUCUUCGGACACGUGCAAUACAGAGGCCAACUCUGACCUUUGAGAGUGCUCAUUGGCUGCGCUCGCUGCUGUAAAGGAGACUCAUCUCUGUCUCUCUCCCAGUUUACCCCAGUGCUCCCAGUAGCCUUGUUGUUGUGGUGUUGUGCUCCUGCUCCCCUAGUCUCAGCUGUGGGUUCUUGUCCUGGUUCUGAUCUCUUAACAUAGCCAAGUCUAAACCAAUAAUCCUGUGUUAUCAUCUCCAAGGCAACAAGAGUGGCGUAAAAAAGACGAGAGAGAGUGGUAACAAGUCAUUGAUUUGGACUUGAAUGAUGAAUACUUGUAUAAAUGGCAGAUCCCACUGCACAUGCCCCUCUACCGGUUAUGCAAGGUAUUACUCAUUAAUCGUCUCUGUACAUAAAAUGGAUGACUUAUGUUUUUUAUAGAAAUAUUAUAUAUAUAAAUAUAUAUAUAUUGGAAAUAUAUAUGGAAAAUAAUAUAAUAUCAUUGCUGUAUGAAACCCAAUGCCCUGUAUUCGAUAGUGACUGUUCUUUCUCUCCUCCUCUUUCUUUCUCUUUCUCUCAGUGUCGGACCUUUGUAUGUCUUUUGCUGUAUGCCGUAAGUGUGUGAACCAUUAGUAGGAGGGGGUGGGUUUCUACAAGGACUCUUCACAGGUUCAUGGGUCCAAUUUCAAACUUCUCUCUCUGCCUCUUCUCCUCUUUCUUUUCUUUCUUUCUUCCUCAUCCUCUUUUGACACUUAUGUAGCUGUUACCUCUCCUUUCUUCGCCUCUCUCGCCUUCAGUAUGACACUAUGUAGCCUAGAAUAGAGAAUCCUUUAAUAUGAAGUGUGUGUGUGCGUGUGUGUGUGAGAAGAAAUGUUGAGUGUGAAAGGCCGACCCCAGCCAUGUGACUAUGAAUUUUCCCUGUGGAUGGGUAGUGUGAACACUGUAGCUCCUCUCUGUUGAUUCCCUCCUUUCUUUCAAAUCAAACUGUAAACUGCUGCUCAACAUCAGCCAAUGAUAAACACUCAAAACUGCUCAAUGUGACGGACUUGACUAUUCCUGUUCCGCCACCUCCUUUUUUGUUGCUAUGAAGACGUGCCAGUGAGCAGUCAGUCCUCUUGGCUGACCAAUUCCUCAUCCAAGGAGAACACAGCAAAGAACCAGAGAAGUGCUGGAUGGGAGGUGUACAAUCUUUUUCUUUUGUUUUGUUUAUUUUACAGUUUUUCCAAGGUGUCUAAAAGGUGUAACGUGCUAUGUGGCAGCUAUGAGUACUGUGUCUUUAUUCCAGGUGUGAAACAAUGCUGACAAAUCAAGAUUUUAUUAUUUGGCUAUUUAAAAAGUGAACUGUAUUUAUGACACUAUAUAGACAUAAGUAAAGCUGUUUUUUAAAGAUUU
This is a messenger RNA of Xyrichtys novacula (pearly razorfish), 64418 nucleotides long. NCBI's taxonomy places the organism in Eukaryota, Metazoa, Chordata, Actinopteri, Labriformes, Labridae. The record is from the annotation of a GenBank genome assembly.